Molecule: messenger RNA, 55788 nt
Organism: Podarcis lilfordi (Lilford's wall lizard)
Lineage: Eukaryota; Metazoa; Chordata; Lepidosauria; Squamata; Lacertidae
Source: the annotation of a GenBank genome assembly
AUGGCAGCGUCCAGGCGGGCUCAGGUGCUGCGGCUCUACCGGGCUUUGCUGAGGGAGAGCCAGAGCUUCAGCGCCUACGGAUACAGGUACUGGAAAGGCUUCCUCCGCCUUCGGCUUGAAGGCCCCUCGCGGCCCUUUUCCUUCAAGCGCGGUGGGGUUUCCCCUUCUCUGAAAAUAAAAAGUGCGUAGCCUUUUCUGCAGCCUUUAUUCUCCAACCCAAUGGGGGCUGCAAGCUGACAUGUCCCUAUUGACCUGGGAGGAAGCCCCACUGAACUCGAGGCUGGAAACGAACUGGGUUGGGGUCCUGCUGGCGUCUAAACUUGAUUUGGAGGGGGGCUGGGGGCCAUUUGGUUUCUUUGUGCUGUAUUUUGUUGCGCAAGUUUUUAGAGAUUCCCCUGCCCCCCCCAAAGGUGGGGAGGAACCCUUAUCUUUCACGAGCAGCUAAAAUAUAUUAAUUCCUGUUUGGUAUAUUGGGAUUUUUAACGGGAGCUUUAAAAACAACCACACGCCUUUUUAUACAAAAGUUAGCAUUUCGGAAAGAAACCUUACUACAUUAUUUCCUUCCUGCCGUGUGUACCUAUGUUUCUGUGUUAUAUGGGACUUCCAAAUAAAUCUGUUGCUAUCGUUAUUGUUUGUUGCAUUUAUAUGCUGCAUAUCUUUAAUCAAGAGCUUAAUGAUAUUAAUUCCUGUUUGGUAUAUUGGGAUUCUUACAGGAACUUAAAAGAAAUAGCAACACACCUUUGUAUACAAAAGUUAGCAUUUCAGAAAGAAACCUUACUGUUCUUUCCUGCAGUGUUCCUGUGUUAAUUGGGACUUCCUACUAAAUCCAUUGUUGUGUUGCUGUUGUUAUUUAUUACAUUUGUUGUUAUUUAUUACAUUUACAUUUAUUACAUUUACAUGUUAUUUAUUACAUUGUUUUAUCCAAAGGCGCUCAAGGUGGUCACAUGAUUCUCCUCCCCAUUUUAUCCUCACAACAACCCUGAGAAGUAGGUUAGGCCGAGAGAUGGUGACUGGCCCAAGGCCACCCAGUGGGCUUCAUGGCUGAGCUGGGAUUUGAACCCUUGUCUCCCAACACUCUAACCAUUAUGCCAUACUGAAGUGCAGCCUUAGGGAGCAAUUCUAAAGCAAGAUCCCCUGGGCUGAGCAGGUUAGAAUCCAGCAGGUCUCCAGCUGAGCCAGGAAACUCCAGAACAGCAUCCUCCACUCAGCUACAGAUACCAGCAGAUCUUAACGUAGUUUAAGCCAUGAAAAGGGUAAUGACAUGGCAGGGACCAGAAAGGGGGGACUUAGGCUGGAAGCUAAAGGCCUAUUCACUAGGUCAGGUGACCUGGCAACUCCGCUUACACCAGCCCAAAGGGUUGUAUAACUCAAACAGUAUUUUAAAUGCUUGUUUUAUCUCUGUCAGGCUUAGGUCAGUGCAGCCCUGCUACUGAGUGGGUUUGGAUCUGCUGUGACUUUACACCAGUUCCUUGAGUAUAGGAUUGCUUGUUGGGCUGCAUAAGUGUACCUUGACCCCAGCCCUUGAAAGACAGGAUGAAAAAAUCAAUGAGUGAGAGCUCCUCAGGCAUGGAAAAUCACAUAAUUAGUUUCCUGGUGAGCCAUGUUUGAUCUUCAUAUGUAUUAGAAAGGAACAGUUUCAACUUUAAGGUGUGGCAUUUACCCCCACUCUCAGGACAGCUUGACCCUGGUUGCAAUGGAUUUUUCUAUCAAAUUGUUGGUACAGCCCAAUCCAAACAGAGGCAGAAUGCCCAUCAAUGCCAGUUGCUGCAAAUUGCAAGUAGGUAGUUUGCUUUUGAGCUCAAAGGCAUUUGGUUGGUCACACUGAGAGCCAUUGGCCUGAUAGAGCAGGCUCUUUUUAUGCUCUUAUCUUAUGUAGAUACAGGUCUAUGAGAAAUUGUCAAGGAAGGAUGCAUACCAUUACAACCUUUGGGUUUGAGCUGUUCAUACAUUGCAAGAGAGCAUUGAUUCUUUAAAGAUAUGUUUGAAUUUUCAAAAACAACAUGCAAACAAGACAAACCACAAAGAAACAAAGAACAAUGGCUUUAUGGAGCACAUUAUUGCAGUUGGAAUAAAAUAAACAGAGGGUUCAGUGCACGUUUGCAGACAUCGUAAUAAGAGAUUCCUCAAAGGGAGAUUUUUAGAAUAAGAGCUGCAUAUUGAUAUGGUAUCCUCAGCACAUACUGCAGAAACAUGUGUCAAUGGGAACCUUUGCAGUGUGCAAGUAUCUAUUUAUAAAACAUAUUUAUAGUACCAAUACAUCAAAAUGGUCUUGUUCGGUAACCCAUUUUUGAACCCGCAUAUGAUGGGUUAAAUGUAACAUCACCCAGAAUUGUAGAGGACCCCAAUUUAGUCCAGCCUGAUGCAAUGUUGGGCAAUCACAACUAAAGUAGGAGGAGGAUAUGCCAUUUUUAUUCACUAGUACUUUGACAAAGCUAGAGUAGACUACUCAAAAGUAACAGCACAAUCCUAACCAUGUCUGCUCAGAAGGAAGUCCAAUGGAGUUCAGUAGGGUUUACUCCCAGGUAAGUGGAUACAGGAUUGUAGCCUGAGCCUCCUGUCUUCUGCCAACCAAACUCAGUGGAUACAUUAAAUAAAUCUUGGGACAGAAAGCCGCCCGUUUAUUGAUCUUCUGGGUUUCUCUUCUUCAGGCAGGAGACACUGGUUGCAUACACAUCAUAUAUUUUAAAUAUAUACCCCAAGAAUCCUGGGAACUGUAGUUCACCCCUCACAGAGCUACAGUUCCUGAGAUUCUUUUUGGUAGAAAUGUGCUUUAAAUGUAUGGGGUUUACACGGCUGGUGGCUCCUGCCUGAAGAGCAUAAACCCGGAACAACAAUAAACAUGGAGGGUUUUCUUCCCAAGGUUUCUUUAAUGCACUGGAACUUUCUGCAUAAUGGCAUCUAUUUCGAGUGCAAGGUCCACCAACACGCUGUGUUAGCUUUUAGUAGCACAGCCCCAUGAAAAUCCACCUGGAGAUGCAUGAAGAGUGCUUUUAGGCCUGCUUACAUGGUAAGGGAAGGUCUGCGACAUGGAAAUAAAUGAACACCAUGUUCCUUGGUAGCUCCCAUUAUUUUUAGUGGGGGGUAGCCAUGGCUCUGUAGUUAAGCAUCUGCUAAACCACAAAGCCUAGGGCUUGCUGAUCAGAAGGUCGGCGGUUCGAAUCCCCGCAACGGGGUGAGCUCCCAUUGUUCGGUCCCUGCUCCUGUCAACAUAGUAGUUCAAAAGCACGAAGUGCAAGUAGAUAAAUAGGUACCGCUCCGGCGGGAAGGUAAAUGUUAUUUCUGUGUGCUGCUCUGGUUUGCCACAAGCGGCUUAGUCAUGCUGGCCACAUGACCCGGAAGCUGUACGCCAGCUCCCUCGGCCAGUAAAGCGAGAUGAGCGCCGCAACCCCAGAGUCGUCUGCGACUGGACCUAAUGGUCAGGGGUCCCUUUACCUUUACCUUGCAUGCAAAAGGUCCCAGGAUCAAUCCUCAGCAUCACUGAGUAUGGCUGGGAAGGACUCCUGCUUGAAAUCCUGGAAAGCUGCUGCCAGCCAGUGUAAGACAAUACACUGAGCUAUAUAGACCAAUGUGUUGAUUAAAUGCAAGGCAUCUUCACAGCUGUAAUGGAAUUGGCAUUGUUAUUGAAUGGCUUGGGAUUUCAACAUGCUUGUUAAUUUUUGUUCGUAGGAGCCAGUGUGAUGUUCCUUGCAAUGAGCCUUCUGGCACAUAAUUUUUAGAGAAGCAUUUUACCAGCUUAUGCAUUCACUAAGGUUUGAUCUGGAAAUCAAAAGUAUUUGAUGUACUGCCGCAACUUGCCUUCCUGCAACUUGUUCCUUCAAUCAGAGGUUUGAAUAACGUUGUCACUGCCAUUGUAACUACAGAGUAAUCUUGGGGCCUCUUCUGUGCUGGAGUUUGUGAAACUUAAUGAAAACACUUAACUACUCUCUUGUGGCGGAUAUUGUGCUCCCUUCAGGUUUUGAAUUGCUUUUUGUUUUUCUCCAUUGGUUUUCGUGCCUGGGUGCAGCGGGCGGCAGACAAAGUAGAUUUCAAAAUGGAAGUUAAAACAGCUGAAGUGCAAAUCGAAAACAAAGACUAAGAGGCUAGAGUCGAGAGGUGUGCGUGAGGGCUUCUAGCAGAGAUAAAAUGCCACUAGGACUGAGAUUAGAAAACAGUUCAUUGAAGCUGCACUUAAUCAACAGGGACACCAUCCAGUUCACUGUGAGUGCAACAUCUGAACCCCAAAGAUUUCCAAAUGCUCCAUGGAGGCCUGCCCCCUUGCUCCGCCAUAUGCAUUCACAAAGGCAUCACUACCCAGAAUUUGGAUAGAGCUCUUGGCUCAGAGCUUAUUACUUGUGCUUCAGAGUGUGGCCCCAAUGUGCAGACACUGUGUCCAUGGUGGGCAGGAUGAUGACCCAAGUUUUUGUGGUCUCAACCUUAUCUUAUAAAUCUUUUACAGUGGUGCCUCGCAAGACGAAAAGAAUCCGUUCCGCAAGUCUCUUCGUCUUGCGGGUUUUUUCGUCUUGGGAAGCAAGCCCAUUAGAGGUUUAGCGGCUUAGCGCUACAGUAUUAGCGGCUUAGCCGGCUUAAAGAUCAGCUGAUAAGCGGCUUAACGAUCAGCUGAUAAGCGGCUUAGCAUCAGCUGUUAAGCGGCUUAAAGAUCAGCUGAUAAGCGGCUUAGCAUCAGCUGUUAAGCGGCUUAAAGAUCAGCUGAUAAGCGGCUUAGCAUCAGCUGUUAAGCGGCUUAAAGAUCAGCUGAUAAGCGGCUUAGCCAUCCCCUGAUAAGCGGUUUAGCGGCUUGGGAAAAAGGGGGGGGGAAGGAAAAAAACCCCGCAGGAACUCGCAAGACAUUUUCGUCUUGCGAAGCAAGCACAUAGGAAAUUCGUUUUGCGAAGCACCUCCAAAACGGAAAACCCUUUCGUCUAGCGGGUUUUCCGUCUUGCGAGGCAUUCGUCUUGCCGGGCACCACUGUACUUCUAGCCCAUAACGCUGGGACUUAGCCUCAAAAUCCGUUAUAUGCAUUGUUGUUGUUGUUGUUGUUAUACUAUGCUUCACCUGAGGAUCACGGGGCAGUUUACGAUAUAAAAACACAAGCUUUGACUACAAUCUACUGUGUGCUCAGACAAGUAUCUUGAGCAUUGCAGAUUUGUUUUGUGCAUCUUCUCUUUUUUUAUAUAAUGCAGUGGUACCUCUAGAUGCGAACGGAAUCCGUUCCAGAGCCCCGUUCGCAUCUAGAAGCAAACGUAACCAGUGACGGCACGUCUGCGCGCACACGCGUUGCUUUUUGCCGCUUCUGCACAUGCGCGUGAUGUCAUUUUGAGCGCAAGCGACGAAACCUGGAAGUAACACGCUCCAUUACUUCCGGGUUGCCGUGGAGCGCAACUCGAACGCGUUCAUCCUGAAGCACAUUCAACCCGAGGUAUGACUGUAAAGGAUUUUAUAAGGGAAUGAUAAAGUUACAAUCCGUGUAAUAAGUUUGAUUUUAUUAUUCCUUUUAAAAUCCCAAGUUAAGUAGCAGGCAUUGGUUACAGCUCAUGAUUUGUCUGGGGUAAGACAAGCAUGAGCCUAGCUUCAGACAACAUGCUAAACUAAACUGUGGCUUUGCUCACAACAGAAGCAGAACCAGAGGAACAGGGUGGCUGUGAUCACUUCUCUGGGAACCAAAGUGUUGUGCUGAACCAUGGUUUAGAUAAGCAUUGCAUUCAGACCUGGUCAAUGUGCUCUGAACAUUACAUUCACGUCUAUAAAUAGAUACGUCUAUAAAUAUGAAGCACAGUAGAAGGUAAAGGUAAAGGACCCCUGGACAGUUAAGUCCAGGCAAAGGCAACUGUGGGGUUGCGGCGCUCAUCUCGCGUUCAGGCCGAGGGAGCUGGUGUAUGUCCGCAGACAGUUUUUCCGGGUCAUGUGGUCAGCAUGACUAAACCGCUUCUGGUGCACGGAGGACCGCGAGGAGUGCCAGAGCAUGCAUGGAAACACUGUUUACCUUCCUGCUGCAGCAGUACCUAUUUAUUUGCACUGGCAUGCUUUCAAACUGCUAGGUUGGCAGGAGCUGGGACAGAGCAAUGGGAGCUCACCCCAUCUCAGGGAUUUGAACCAAUGACCUUCCAGUCAGCAAGCCUAAGAGGCUCAGUGGUUUAGACCACAGCGCCACCCAUGUCGCUCCGAAGCACUGUAUAAAUGCAUGAUUGUUAGUACUCAGCAUAUUUCUAUAUUCCUCAAACUCUUGGUCCUCUGCAUCGUAAUAGAUGUUUUACAGCUUGUCUCUCACAAUUUUGGCAAUCAUGUGGACACUCAUUUUUCAUCUCUAACAUUUGCUUAGGACAUAUGCCAUCAGAAGAAUAAGGGAUGCUUUCAGAGAAAACAAAAACAUAAAGGAUUCAGAAGAAAUAGAAACACUAAUGAACAAAGCAAAAGCUAGUCUGGAAAUGAUACACCGACAGGUAAGCAUGUUUUUCUUACCAGUUUAAUUAAAUUGCAAAAAUGUUGCUCUCCUUCCAAAUGUGUAACUCUGGUCUGUUACACGGCUCUGCUGAAUGUAUUAACAGUUGGUGAAAAUUAUUAUAAUUAGUUUUAUUUAUUUAUUUUGUUAGUUGCUUUAUCUUGCCCAAGGUAACCCAAAGCGGCUUACAACCAACCAACAAAACAAAGCAAAAAACCCACAUAGAUACAUUAAAACCCAAAGAAGGGGAAAAUACAUUAAAACAUCCCGUGCACUUUGAAGAGGCCACAGGUACCCUGUUUCCCCGAAAAUAAGACAGUGUCUUAUAUUAAUUUUUGCUCCCAAAGAUGCGCUAGGUCUUAUUUUCAGUGGAUGUCUUAUUUUUCCAUGAAGAAGAAUACGGCACACAUUUAUUGUCUAAUUGUGAGUCGGCCAGAUUCCGUCAGGGCAGAGCAAGCAGCUGGCGGCAGCUUGUCCUGGCGGCGGCGUGGGCUCUCUGAUUUAAAGAGACCUCGCACUGCCUGAACAGCUCCGGCUGCUCUGCGGCCAAUCAGUGAGCUGCGCAGCAGCGCCCGCCACUACGGUCCAGAGGAAUCAGACGCCUUAUGGUAGCUUCGGGGGCCUUAUAUUCGGGGGAGGCCUUAUUAUCAGGGAGGUCUUAUUUUCGGGGGAUGCCUUAUAUUACAGCGAGAGGCAAAACGGGAAGUAGGUCUUAUUUUCGGGGGAUGUUUUACUUUCGGGGAAAGACAGUAGUUAAAGGCCUGGUUAUAGAGUAAAGUUUCUGCAUGGGGCCUAAACAUAUGCAAUGAGUCUUCCUGGGGAGAGCAUCAUUCCACAAAUGGGGAGCCACCACAGAAAAGGCCCACUGUUGUGUUGCCACCCUCCAGACCUCUUGUGGAGAGGGCACACGAAGAAGGAGCUUCAGAUUAUGAUCGCAGGGUCUGGGUUGGCUCAUAUGGGGCAGGGCAUUCCAGGUAUUGCAAUCCUGAGCCAUUUAGGGCUUUAUAUGUUAAAACCAGCACUUUGAAUUGGGACCCGAAACUAAUUGGCCCCCAGUGCAGUCAGGCCAAGAUUGGUGUUAUAAUGUGCCAACUGUCUCGCCGUGGUGAGCAAUAUAUCCUGUUUUAGACUUCCUCGGUGUGUACAUAUGCAAGGCGGUGUUUUUCCUUUCGUUGAUGCCUUUGAAGAAAUGAUUAUCUGAAGGUGCUUUAUACCAAAUCAAACCAACAGCCAAGCCCAGUUGAGAAACAGUGUGGCGUAGUCUUUAGGGUGUUAGACUUGGGCCCGAGAGACCUGGAUUCAAAUCUUCACACUCUGUCAUGCAUCUCACUGAGUGACCUGCCCUAUGAGCCAGUCACCAUAUCUCAGCCUAAGCUACAUCACAGGGUAUUUCUGCUUCCAGUGUCAAAGGCAGCAUGCCACUGGAUACCAUCUUCUGGGAGGCUCUGCUUGGGAAUGCAGUUGGCCACUUUGAGAACAGGAUGUUGGAUUAGUUGGGCUUUUGGCCUGAUCCUACAGAAUUUUUUUCUCUCUUUUUUUUGCAAUCUUAUGUUUGUGAUGAUGAAAUGGGGGGGGGGGGGGUUAACCACGUAGGCCACCUUGAACUCCUUAGAGGAAAGCUGGUAUGCAAAUGGACUUAUUAAAAAAGUUGACAGUGACUUUCCAAGGUGAUGUAUGGAGGCUUCUCCUAGCCCUGCUACCUUGGAUUCUUUAACUAGAGGUAACCUGGGUUCUUCCACAUGACCUGCAGUCUCCCACUCAGCAGUUUUCCCACUGGUCACUGGAGAAAGCAUCAUUGCUUCUGUAAUAAUUUCACGUAUUCCACCAGCUGCAUCUUUAUUUUUCUUUAGUAGAGGGGUGGCUAACUUCUAGUCCUUCACAUGUUGAAAGAUGGCAACUCCCAUAUUCCCUGAUGAUUAGCCAUGCUGGCUGGGAAUGGCGGGAGUUGAAGUUCAGAAACAUCUGAAAGGCCACAGCCAAUUGGACAUCAGUCAAAAGAUGGAAUUGUACAGCCUCAACUGAUUCAGGAUUUUCCAAAUCAGUAUGUAUAGACUGAACCCUUAAUGUGUUUAGAUACACAUACAGAGAAACAGCUCGCUUUUAGCAAGAGGCUGUGUACACAGUAUGUUUUUAACACGAAUGAUGCACACAUUACUCAUUUGUUGUGCAUCUUCCUUAGAUCUUUCAUCAUGUUUGCACUUCUGUUGCAAGGAAACCACAUUUCCCCACCACUGUCUGGCUGUGCUGGAUUUCAUAUCAGGGAAAAUGUAAUACACAUACAUGCAAGUCCUGCUGUUUUCAACGGGACUGUGUUCUCUGUAGUAAGUGUAUCUCGUAUUGCAGCCUACAUUGGUGCUGACAACACCAGGGUUACAGGUUUGAUCCCCAUAUGGGAGAGCUGCAUAUUCCUGCAUUAUCAGGCUUCCUCAACAUCGGCCCUCCAGAUGUUUUUGAGACUACAAUUCCCAUCAUCCCUGACUACUGGUCCUGCUAGCUAGGGAUCAUGGGAGUUGUAGGCCAAAAACAUCUGGAGGGCCGAGGUUGAGGAAGCUUGGACUAGAUGUUCCCCAGGGUCCCUUCCUGCUCUGCAGUUCUAUGAUUCCUGAAUGUGACAGUGGUUUAUGGAGUCAGAAAUGUUUGAAGUAGUAUCUAGAUGGUAUAAAAAAUCACCUUAUACAACUGUUGUUGUAUAACCAUCAUUUACUUAUUUUCUAAUAAGCAAGCAAAAUGCUCUCACUGUCUCUAAGCACACUUGUUAAUAAGGAUAAAUAUAGACUUUUUCACGAUGUCUAAACCUAUAUUGAUACUGUUCUAUUUUCUACAUGCAAUUAUAUAUUCCAGAGGAACAAUUAUACGAGUAUUCUCAUUAUUUUUCAAGUGUAAUGUUUAUUUUUUAUGUGUGUUAUAAAGAAACAAUUCAAAUAGUGAACAAGGGUUGUCAUGAGCUAGGGUUUUUUUGAAAUCUUAAACCUAAGACCCGUAUUAUGUGCAGAGUUUUAUAACCAAGGCAGUGGAGCAAAUCAAAUAUUAGAUGUAUUAUGCAGUUUGCAGGUUUAUUAAGAUGUAGCACAUCUCCUUUUGCUGACUUUUUUUUCCCCGUGACAUGUCGAUAGAAAUUAAAUAAUAUCCUCGCUGCCUUGCAAUUUGUUGCUUCUGUGAAAUCAAAUUUAUAUUCUCUUUACAUGCUAAUUUAUGGUUUAGUCAUCAAAGUGACCAUUGGCAUCUCAGGUUCAUAAAUAACUAGUUGAAUCAGCCCGGAGGGGAUUGUGGAAACGUGACGGAUUAUAGUCAUUUUGUUCCAUGACAUUCAUGGGAUUUGACUGAAUUUUACAAGAGGAGCUUUCUAUAACUAAAAAGCAUAAAAGUGCCUUUUUGUCUACUGGUGUCUUUUUUAUAUUUUCCAGGUUAUUGGUUUUUAUUUGAAAAUGUCUAUGAAAGCAGGGCAGAUAUUCUAUAGAAAAGUAACUGACAUUCCAAUCCUGUGCACGUUUACUCGGGAGUCAGUCCCACUGUCUUCAGUGGGGCUUGCUCCAAGAUAAGGGUACACAGGGUUACAACCUAAAAAUGUUGUCUCCUGCCUGUUUCUCCCCAAGAGCAUAGUAAAAGUUUUAUUUCGGCCCAGAUGGUAAACCCAUAGUAUUCAUGUGAAAGUCUGUAGCACAUGCCCUGCAUUCAUAAGAUUCCAGGACAAGUUCAGCAGUCUCUAGUUAGAAAGGAUCCCGGGCAACAGGAUCCCAGACCUCAGCCUGAGAUCUUGAAGAACCGCUGCCGAAGAGAAUGUAGUACUACUGAGCUACAUGAACCAUCAAUGUGGCAACAGUCCUCGGGCUGGCGUGCUGGUAUGGGGAACCUCAGGCAGGGGCCAGAUGUGGUUCCCCAGGUCUCUCCGGCUAGACUCUUGCUAGCUCACACACCCUUCUGCGCCACACCCCUUGCGACCCAUUCUUUACAGCCUCCUUGAGCGGCUUUGCCUGAGUGGAGUGGAGAGCCAGUGUGGUGUAGUGGUUAAGAGCAGUAGACUCGUAAUCUGGUGAACUGGGUUUGCGUCUCCACUCCUCCACAUGCAGCUGCUGGGUGACCUUGGGCUAGUCGCACUUCUUUGAAGUCUCUCAGCCCCACUCACCUCACAGAGUGUUUGUUGUAGGGGAGGAAGGGAAAGGAGAUUGUUAGCUGCUUUGAGACUCCUUAGGGUAGUGAUAAAGCGGGAUAUCAAAUCCAAACUACUACUACUCUUCUUCUUCUUCUUCUUCUUCUUCUUCUUCUUCUUCUUCAUUGAAUUCUGAUAAUGCUCCUAGCUUCCCUGGGUAGAGAGGUGGGUGUAGAAGCAAACCUACUCUACAAAAGUGAAAUUGAUAUUUCAUUUUGCCUCUGAGCCUGCACAUCACAGGCAUGUGACUCCCAUCCCCAGUCCAGUGUUAGAAACUCAGAUAUAUAAGCUAAGCGCCAAAAAGACUCCUUAAACCAGGGUUGCAGUCUUCAAAAUGGAAUGCCUAGUUGUCAUUUGGGGGCCAGACAUCUUGAAAGUCGCAUUUUCCAAUACAAGUUUUUGGUUCCUGAAAUUCAUUCUGAUUGUGCAGAUAAAAUAUUAUGGGUGGAAUUCUACAGGAUGUGUUGUUAGUGUGUAAAAAGAGCCAAGAUGCGCCUCCAUCUGGUGGAGACGUCAGACACUGUCCUGGCGCCUGGGCAUCUUCACUUGGUUGCAAGUGGCCGAUACCCAAGUGCAAAAUACACCUGGUGCCUUCGCUCAUGCAGAAGUGAGUGGUUGGGCUUUUUAUGGUUAAAAAUGUGGCCAGUGUAUUUUUAGUUAUUAUUACGUUUGCAUCACACCUAAGGAGUUCCAGGUGAUAAAUAUGAUCCUCCCUCCACUUUAUCCAGGAUCACCCAGCAAACUUGGCAGUGUGUGGAUUCGAACGCUGGCCUCCCAGGUCUUAAUCUGACAUGCCAGUGUGGUGUAGUGGUUAACAGCGGUAGACUCAUAAUCUGGUGAACCGGCUUUGAUUCCCCACUCCUCCACAUGCAGCUGCUGGGUGACCUGGGGCUAGUCACACUUCUUUGAAUUCUCUCAGACCCACUCACCUCACAGAGUGUUUGUUGUGGGGGAGGAAAGGAUAAUGUUAGCCGCUUUGAGAUUCCUUCAGGUAGUGAUAAAGCGGGAUAUCAGAUCCAAACUCUUCUUCUUCUUCCGCCUAACUGCUACAACCAAAAUUUUGACUUUGUUUGACUUUGUUACUGUCAACCAAGAUUUUGACUUUGUUCGCUUCUCAUUUGAAAUCAAGAUUGGGAUAGUCUUCAAUAGUGCAGAAUGUACUAUUGAGUUAGAACUUUUGAUGGAAAAAUCUGGCAAUGCAUUGUUUAAAGGAAGUUUGGUGAAUCCAUAGCUGAGAACCAAAGAGCAGCACUUUUGAGAAGUCAAGCUCUUAGGUUUAAUCUCUCAAGAAUUAGUUGUCUAACUGGCCAUUUAAAAAGGUAUUAUUUUGGAUUUCCCAGGCGAUUUGAAGGUUACAGCACCUAUCUGAAGUUUUCAAAGCGACAUAUUUCUUUUGAAGUGCCCUUCAGUAAAACAAGAGCUCUGAGGCACAUUGCAGCUUUUCUGUUCCAUUCCAAGUAAUCCAAACUUGAGAGAACUGUGUUUUAGGCAAAAGAUUCUUCUGCAGACCAACAAGUGACUUUCUUAACUUCUAGCAGACAUCUAUGUAGUUUCUUGGAUCAAAGCUUGCAUUGCUUUUAAGUUCUAGCUGGUCAGGCGAAUCAGUAAUGAUAGCUUUUGUGCAUCUUCCAGACUUGAUUUUCCAGUGUGUAUGAAUGAGGCCAUAUAAUAUAAUGUUGUAAGAGCAGUGCAUGUAUUCUCCUUGUGAGAAGUAUGGCACUUAAACAAAAGAUGUAAGCACUUUCUUCUGACAGGACUUGAUGGCUCAUUGUGUGGCAGUGAAACCUCAAGUGUGCUCUAAAGCAGUAGUCUUAAACCUUUUUAGGCCUUUAACCCAAACAUUAAUUUGAAUGCCUGUAUCUUUAAAGGCCGGGACGCAGGUGGCGGUGUGGUCUAAACCACAGAGCCUAGGGCUUGCCGCAGAAGGUUGGCAGUUCGAACAGGGUGAGCUCCCGUUGUUCGGUCCCUGCUCCUGCCAACUUAGCAGUUCGAAAGCACAUCAAAGUGCAAGUAGAUAAAUAGGUACCGCUCCUGCAUGAAGGUAAACAGCAUUUCCGUGCGCUGCUCUGGUUCGCCAGAAGCGGCUUAGUCAUGCUGGCCACAUGACCCAGAAGCUGUCUGUGGACAAACGCCGGCUCCCUCGGCCAGUAGAGCGAGAUGAACGCCGCAACCCCACAGUCGUUCGCAACUGGACUUAAUGGUCAGGGGUCCCUUUACCUUUAUCUUUUUAAAAGCCAUAUAUUUGCAUGGUGGUAGUGCUGCUGUUGCAGGCCAGCUUAGACUGGGCUAUAACUUUCUAGUGGGUCCUGACACACCAGUUGAAGACCAAUGUGCUAGAGUGCAUAUUCAUCCCCCUGUACCUUGCCGUGGUUUUGGCUCUCACCUACCGAGCUUGGAAGCAAGCAAAAACAUAAGAGGUGCAGGCCUGACUUUUUGUUGUAGGCAGACACACACAGGUCAUCUUGCUCCUGUGCAGGAAUGGCACAACCCCCUCCCUGCCUGUUUUGCUUGUGUCACCAGCACUGCAUAUUGGCUUCUCAUGUGUUAGACUAUAACCAUCCCUCAAAUAUUCUGAGAUAAAAAAUAGAAUAUGUGCCAAGUUUGCAGUCACCAGAGGAACACAGUUAAUUGUUCAUCAGCUGUGUCUGUUAACAAAGCAAGUUGCAGGACCAGAGACCACCUAUGUAAAGCAGGUGAAUGGCAAGGCAUAAACUAAUAAGACACUGUUUCUUGAGCAGUGGGUUAAACCGGGUGGUCUACUAUAUCCCUUCCAUGGUUCUGUUCCUCCUGGCCCAGUCAAAUAUCUACUGAAACUUGCUGGAGACAAGCUUGCUUGAAGGUCCACUUCAUUCUCAAGAACAGAAGAACAUCAAAAGGGCAUUCUGGAUCAGACCAAAGGCCCAUCUAAUCCAGGAUCCUGUUUCCACAGACCACCAAAUGCCUAUGUGAAGAACAUGAGCACAACAGCACUUUUCCUUGCAACUGGUAUUCAGAAGCAACAGGAGAAGUAGAAUGUGCCCAUUGUGGCUAAUAGCCAUUGACAGUCUUUAGACAACACAAAUUUGCCUAAGCCCCUUUUAAAGGUGGGCAGCCACAACUAUAUUUGUGACAGCAAAAAUCCAUAAUUUAGCUAUACACUUCCGUUUUGAAAACAUGGUCCUAAGCAGUCUGUACUGCAGAAAAUGAUUUUUCCAAACUCUUCUAGUUGAAAAAGCAUCUGCUUUUACGAUUUGAGCAUAACAGUGCUGGCUGGCAGAGUUCCUCUGCUCUUGCAUCCAAAUUACAAGGUUAUGUAACACUGCUUUAUUAUAUAAUGUCAAUUAGGAAAGGCAUGCCCAACAACCCAGCAUAGCAGGCGAGGAAGCCUUCACAUUCAAGAGGUGUGCUUGCCACCCUUAUUACCCAGUAUUGUGAAUAAUUUUAUACAGGUAUUCUUGAAGGUGCUAAUGAGGGUGUUCGCUUUCUUUUGGCUUCCCCGCCAGGGAAACAGAUGUGAGGGGGAGUUUUUUAAGGCAAACUAAUCCACUCAUUUAGUGAGUUUCUCUGUAUUGUUUUUCCUCGUUACCUUUAUUCCUUUUCAGUAAUUCCCUAUCACCCUUCUGUUGCAAUCACAAUAUACAGGACAGGCUGCAACAUUAAAAUUAUAGAUUACGGUAAAUUCAUAGGGUGGUAAUUGACGCUAGUCUAAGGAUAAACUCAUUGAAGUUAAUAGACAAGGCUAACUUAGUUUUAUUAAUUUCGGUGGGUCUUCUCUGACUAGGGCGUAGUUGAAUAGAGCCCAUAAUGUCAGUAAAACACUACAACAUUGAAAUAGAGGCAGUACAUAGACAACGAAUUGUCUGUGUGUUUAGCACAAAUAAUUUUAAAAUAAUUUUAGUAUCACCACCCAGCACAGUAAGUUCUACUUGCUUUUCACUUUGAUUUUUGAUCAUAGGUGUUUUAAAGGAGUGUAGAAUUCUUCAUGUUCAACACAUGUCUUUGCAUCACGGCAAGACUACAAGGAUUGCAGUUACUUUCACCUUACACUUUUUAUUCUUACUUUGUUUUACUCGUUCACCUGAACGUAUAAUUAAUUAAGUAUAAUUCCCAAGCAGACUUGGCAGUAACUGGGUCAUUCAGAACAAUAUUGCCUACUUAACUCUCUUUAAAACUUAAAGCUUUGCACAAGUGCCGUUUGAUUGGAAAUACACCUGGGUCUCUAAUAUUCAUUAUGCAUGCACACCUUUUCAGUUCCAUUAUGACUGACAGAUGCCAACCUGAUGACUAAAAUCUGCUUGAAUUGUAACUGAAUGUUCUUAAAUGUAGACUUUUGGAAUAGGGGAAUAUCACUAUGCUGAUGACAUCCAGUUAUAUAUUUAUUUCAGUAAGUAGCUAGGAACUGAUGCCUUAGUGUUAAGUCAGUGUCUGAAAGACUGUAUUAAGUGGUAGAGGCUGAACCAGUUGAAACCAAAUCCAACAGCAGCUAUUAUUGAUGGAGAGAGGUCAUCUUUAUAUGUGGUUGAUGAGAUUGGCAGGGACUCUUAGGAACAGAUUUGUUGUCCAGAGAUUCUAUUGGAUCCAGUUGUUGUUGUUAGACAACAGAGAUCUAAUUGUUCUCAUCUAUGCCUUUGUAACAUUUCAGAUUGACUAAUGUGCUCUUGAAGAUGACUUGGAAAGUAUCGUGACCUAUCUCUAGUGCAGGAGACAAGGAAUAGAAAAAUUUCCAAAACAAAUGAAUGGGGUAAUCUCAAACAAUUCACAGCUCUGGCAGACAUCGGUUUCUAAGAAAGGCUGAAAGAUUAACAUUUGCUUAAAUAUUACGUCUUUACUAGGAUGUUGGAUUGAAAUAGGGAUUCUGACUUGAAUUCUCUACCAUUUGUUUUGUGAUAAAGUAUUUUCAGUGGGAAUAAUUAAGCUUUGGGUAUGGGCAUGUGAGUUUUGAGACGAGUGACACACAGCAGAUUCAAACCUGGACUUUUCUGCCUCUAAACUGGGACUCUUCAACCCCUGGAACCACUCAGCCACCUUAUCCCAGUUAAUAUCUUGAGCUUAUUGCUUAGUUUAUCAACUUUUCUCCCUUCUCUGCUUUGCUUGUUCAUGGUUGGUCCCUGCUCCUUCCUGGACCUGUAUAGGAUAACCUUCCUGCAAAAUUGAUUCUUGUCCGGUGAACAGCAUACAGACCCAUCUUAUUCUUCCUUUUCUUACCUGUCACAAGUCCUUUUCCUAGCAUUUCAAGCAGGUUCUUGUUUUGCCCUCUCAGCCCAGGCACCUUAACUCAUUUCCUCUCGAGGAGCGGUAUACCCCUCCCCUAUCCUUGAGCUUGUUUGCUGCAGACUUGCUAGAGAUGUGAUCUUGCAGAUGACAUUAACCUAUAUAUUGGGGUUCAUACCUGGACUCACUAGAAAGGCAUUGUAAAUUCAGUUUGUGAAUGAGGGUGGGGUUUUUUGUGUGUGCUUUAAAGUAACCAGCAGGCACAGGGGGCCAAAACUCAAUCAAGACCCUGAUGGUGUUUUGGAGAACUUUUCAUCCUUUCCUUCCACUGGAUCUCUGAUUUGGAAACUUCCAUUCGAUGUGAAUGGGGCCUUUCCUUCCAAUGAAAAUAGAAAGCACAGGGACCCUAACCCAGAGCCCGGAUGAAGGUUGGAAACUAUUAGGAGACCUGGAGUGUUAUGUCUGCCCUAGGCCUGCUUCUGUAUUUUAUGCAACCAAGAAUUACUCCUCCAGCCUGUCUCUCCUUCUUUUUACCCUGUGGUUCACUCAGGAGCAAUUCUCAACCUAUCAAAUUGCUCAGAAGAAGAAACACUUAAAAUUCUAGCAUCUGAAGUUAUCUGUUGACAAGAUUUAUUAUUGGAGUUCCACCGUUACAGCUUGACAAUUAAGAAGUAUUGGCAAAUGUAAACACAUUAUUGAUGUCAAUUUUUAAAAGCACAAUAUUGAUUUAGCAUCCCAGAGGAAUACCAACAGAAGCAGAAAGAGAGUAAUAGCCAUCAAUAAGUAUUCACUAGUGACAAACACACACACACACACACACAAAUCAGGCUGCUAAGAGAUGGACUACUUUCUACUGAAAUUAAGAUCCUUUAAAUAGGAAUGCUGAGUGCUGUGCCUCCAUUUAUUUGAACUGGAAACUUCUGCCCCUCUACCACCUCAAAAGAUCUUGCAAUGUUAGCAAGUAAUUGUGGCACAACUGCAUUCCUUUUUCAGUGGGUAGAUAACGGUUUAGAAGUUUUAAAAGUGGGAGCCAUAUUCCAGCUUCCAUCCAGCAUUAAUUGCAUUUCUUUAUUUUAAAAAUGCCUAUUAUAUUUCCUUUCUAAUAUGUUCCUUACUACCCCAGUCAACAGAUGCUUGAAUGCAGCCACAGACUGUGUGUACACAGUCUCGCUUGCAAUCAGGGUUUGAAAUUAGCAGGGCGCCAGGCGUAUUUUGCACCUAAAGAUUCUCCAUUUGUGAGCGCCUCAAAAAGUCUUGAGUGCAAUUUUUUUGCACCUGGCUCAAGGAUUACUCAAGCCUUGAAGUAUAUAUGUUAAGGAGUUUAAUAAUAACGAGUAGAGUGUUUUGAAAACUAAAGUAUGGUACCAAUAUUUUUAUUGUAAACACCAAAUUAAACAUGUUUCAACAAUUUCUGCUAAAAAUGUGAUAUUAACAAUGGGUCUCUUAAGUGAAUUGCCUAUUAGCUCAUGCUUAUCAUAAUAAUAAAUAGAAAGUGUUGGCAAACCACCGCCCUCCCUGCUCGUGGCGACCAGACAUUCUGUUUUGGCGCCCACAACCCAGGUCCCAGGAGCCAUUUGGCUCCUAGCUUUCCCACCCCAGUUUCUAACACUGCUUGCAGUGAUAUUUGUACAUUCAUCAGUGAAGCAGGUGGCAUGUACAAGGUUGGCAAGACCAGAGAAUAGGUUUUUAGAAAGGUGGUGCUGAUCUUAAUAGUUUGGAGGUUGGGGACCUCUAUCUUUUUUUGCUUGGAAAACUGUAAAUGUUUAAACGAAUAAAGCAUGGUGCAUGGCACUGCAUAAAUAAAGAUUACUCACCUGUCACACAUUAGGAAGGAGGAGUUUCUUCUUCCACCUUUUAUCCUACUAAAGCAUCCCAUAACUUUCAUUCCCUUUCCCUGGUGUUUCCUUACUGAAAUACAGAAUGUAUGUAAUGGUCUAGUUAAUUUCCCCUAACUUUUUGUGUAGCUCUCCUAAGCUUUGUGUACUAUUUGAAAUAACCAUUUGUUUGCAGUGCAUGUUUCUAUUUUGUUUGUGAUUGUUUUGUUUAAGAAACUAUUUGGAAGCUUAUAGGCGAUAAGGCCGUCUCUGAUGCCUUCAGACGAAGAUGGAGAUAUUUGCUGCUCUCAGAUAAAAAUGCCAAGGAGCUUUAAGCAAGAGCUCUGACCUAUUUUAUUGUGUGCGGGGCUUUUUUAUAUAAAAGAAAACAAGGGGAAGGCAAGGGAGGAACGUGGGAGCAGAGGGUUUCCAGUAGUACAGUAAUGGAGAUGACCUUUAAUAUUGAGGCCUUAGGAUCAAAUUUAAGUUGGCAUUAAAAUUUUCUAAUAAAUUCCCUGCUGAAUCACUCGGGUUAUUUCCCUCUUCCUCCUGCCCCUCAAAGUUAAUUCAAUAAGGUUGCAAUAAAGCAAGCUGUCUGUGCUAUUGUAAUUGCUCUCAGCAGGCUGGUAAUACCAGUGCACAGAAUUGCCAGCCGCUGUGCUUUUAUUUCUCUCCACAGCCGCCCUUCCUUAUUCCAACCCUCACUUCCUUCAUUCUUUCCCCAGCCCUUGCCUCAUCAGUCCUUCUGGUGUUGAAAAUCUUGCUGCCCUUAAUACCACAUUCCCUCCUGCUUCUUUUAUCCCAUUUAAAACGUGGACAUGUUUUUUGACAGUGGCGCUUCCAUGCACUCUUUCUACAGGAAACAGAAAGCACCACUAGAAAUAAUAAUAGUGGAAUGACUGGAGUUCUGUUUUCCUCUCUCUCUGAUUAAUAGGCUGUCUUCUAUGGUUUCAAAGUCAAUGAAAUGAGAACUCUUAUCACACACAUUUUUUUUACUGUGGUUAUGCUUAUUAUUACUCAUGUGCACCUCAGGUGGGUUUUUUAAAGCUCUUUUUAACUUGUAAAAAGUUUAUUUUGACUCUUGACUAAUGGGUGAUACCACCUUAGUGGUACUCGAAGGCCCAUUAAAAUUGAUAGAUUUUAGGUGCAUUGAUACACUUUUGAAGAGAAUCGGCACCACUGCAAAUACUGCACUGGUUGAAAACCAUAGAAUGGUUUACACAUGCCUGUAUGUUGCUUGACUUACUACUCAACAAUAGUCAAGCCACACAUUGGCAAAAUGUGUGAAGUGCCCCUGCCAAAAAACUUUGCAUUUGGGGUGUGAGGUGAGAUCAUAUAAGUGUUUGCUUCUAGUGGUUGAUUUUUUUUUUUUUAUCAGUAAUGACUCAGCUGCAUAUACAUGCAAGUCUCACUUGAUGGCUGAGUCAUCAAGUGCCAAACGUACUUCUGUGAACCUGCUGUAUGUAUAACAAUAUUUCAAGUAAUAAAUCAUAUUUUGGGGCAGUUCAGAUGUUGUUGGACUCCCGACUCUCAUCAGCCUCAGCUAGUAUGGCAACGGUCAAGGGUGUUGUUCGCAUCAGUUUGUCUCGGGAGACAAUGGGAGACUGUGCUUUUGGACAGUCAAGCUGUUGGAGAGUUACAGAGCUUGCUGUGGUUGUAGAGACCGAUGUGGGAAGUGCAUGUGUUAUUGCAGGUGAGGCAGAUAAAGAUUUUGGUUUUCCUACUACAGGUGCACUGUGGCAUUUCUCUGUGCACUGCUCCCAGCAGUCAUUCCUCCUCUGGUCACUACUGUGGAAACAUGAGCUGAGUGUCAGGGAUGGUGGUUGUUAUAAUCUGGAGGGCCAGAGGCUCCUCAUGCCUGGUAUAGCUAAUAUAUGAACACAACACAUUUACUUUUUGCUUUUAAAUGCAUCUAAAAGCUGGAUUUAAAAGGUCAUAAGUAGGGCGAUAGAGGGACGCGGGUGGCGCUGUGGGUUAAACCACAGAGCCUAGGACUUGCCGAUCAGAAGGUCGGAGGUUUGAAUCCCCGCGACGGGGUGAGCUCCCGUUGUUCGGUCCCUGCUCCUGCCAGCUUAGCAGUUCGAAAGCACAUCAAGUGCAAGUAGAUAAAUAGGUACCACUCUGGCAGGAAGGUAAAUGGCGUUUCCAUGCGCUGCUCUGGUUCUCCAGAAGCUGCUUAGUCAUGCUGGCCACAUGACCCGGAAGCUGUACACCGGCUCCCUUGGCCAAUAAAGCGAGAUGAGCCCCGCAACCCCAGAGUCGGUCACGACUGGACCUAAUGGUCAGGGGUCCCUUUACCUAAGUAGGGCGAUGUAUCAAUAUAUAGCCCUUUCCACAUACCUUGCGGUUCAAAUAAAAACUCCCACGUAUUUCCUUCUUCCAUCCCUACCCUAAAAUCAUGGCGCUGGCGAAGAGGCAAUGCCCACUUGGCUACAGACUCUUAUCUUAAUGCAUUUCCAGUGAAAUAUAUGAAUGUUCUUCAGCAAACAGCCUGUGCAUCUUAUCCCUGUAAGAUCUUCUUUUAUAGGCCAUACACAUGGCAAUAAGAAGCACAGUUCAAUUCCCUAUGUUUCACUGUCCUGUGCAAAGUUGUCUUUUAGGACCCAAAGGCGCACCUUAGACAUAAUGAACUCACUCUGAUAAACCAUAGUUUGUUAGACCAAGAACAAGCCUUUCAUUCCAUCUUUGCUUCUCCUCCCCUUGUACUCCUGUCUUUGGUGCUUCACUAAACCACAUCAGAACUAGGAAACUGGAUGUGGUUUAUUGAGGAGAGAUCAGACCACAGUUUCCCAGUUUGUAUGUAAUAGCGACUGUGGUUUAAUAAGCCCUGGAAAUGUUCCAUUACAGUGCACAAGGGAGCUGUGGGCACAACACUCAUUUUCUGUCUAAUAAAUAAUAGUUUAUGUCAAAGAGAACAACAACUACCAGACUUUUAGAAGACAUCUGAAGGCAGCCCUGUUUAGGGAAGCUUUUAAUGUUUGAUGCAUUACUGUAUUUUAAUAUUUUGUUGGAAGCUGCCCAGAGUGGCUGGGGAAGCCCAGCCAGAUGGGCAGGGUAUAAAUAAAUUAUUAUUAUUAUUAUUAUUAUUAUUAUUAUUAUUAUUAAGAUCACUAUGUCAGAACCAGAUCAAUGUGGUCUUAUUGUGGGGUGUGUUUAAGAGAAAUAGUGUGUGAUGAAGCACACUAAGCAUUUAACAAAGCUUGUUUCUAUUAAUUCAAAAAGCAGUUACCUGUUUUAAACGAAGGCAAUUGUCCUAGAAUCCAUCAAGAGCAUUUCCAGCUAACGCAGCCAGAAAGCUUUAUCCCUGUUUAAGGUUGUGCACCUGUUUUGCCUGACCUGCUGCCUUCUCGCAGACUAACUCGUGUGUGUGUGUGUGUGUGUGUGUGCACACACACACACACACAGACACAUAUUCCAGUGACACUUGCUCUCUCUGAAGCAUUUUUCACACUGCUGCAUUAAAGGGUUGAUGGACUGGUGUGAUUGCAAGGCUAAACUGAAAUCAAUAAUGGGGCUCUAAGUACAAGCAGAAACUCUGUCUCUUCAGUAGCUUCUCUCAUAUCCCUAAGUAACCUCACAAUUUAAUUCUAGACCUUCCUCUCCCUCCUCCCUUCCUUACACUUGAGUGACUACUAAAUAACUUGAAAUGGAGCCCAUCGCUUGACAAUCCGCAAGCAGAUUUAAUGGCCCGACUACGUGGGUGUCGCUAAUAACUUAUCAGUGACUAACAAUUCCAGCACUUGAUAUCAGGACUAUCUUGACCCAGUUCAUGGUCUUGCUGAGAUUAAUAGGCCUGAAUGAUUAAACUGUAAUUUAUCACUUGACUACACUGCAUGGUGAUUUCUGCAGCUCCGUGUAGGGUGUGAAGGAAGCUGGAAAGUGAUAAUAUGUUAAACAAAUGCCAUCUAUUAGUUCAACUAAAUAUAUCUGUUCAAAGCAGAGUGGAAGAUGUGUGCAGAGAAGGGGAUACACUAAAUCUCUCCUUUAUGUAGAACAAGCAUAUUCAAAGGUUGCUGGAGAUGUGAUUUAAAUGUAUAUUACUGAGUUCGGUUUUUACCGCACCUUUUUCUCGGUGGCUUCCAGCCAGAUUAGAAUAUUUAAAAUCUAAUGCAAAAUGACUUUCAAUAUCAAGUGGUUGCCAGUGCAUGCAAAGUGCUAUUCAUGGGGCUUUGCAAGUGCUACCAAUGAGCUGGUUGGUGAUGCCUGCAAACCCUCUUUGGCCUACCUGCGUCUUUACCUGCUGUACACCUGCCAAGUGUGGGGCAAGUGUGUACAGCUAGGCCAAAAUUUCCUCAUGCUAAUCUUCCGCCCACCCACAUACCUUUCUCCAUCCAUGCUGUUACAGGAACCUUCUUGCCCUUGCAUAGGAAACUGCCUAUCCAGACGGAGAUUGGUUUCCAACAGUUGGACCUGUAUCCUCUCCUCCUCCUUUCCUUGGUGCAUCUGACUUCCAUUGGGUACUUCUGAGGGUACUUCUAGACAUUUGUUUUUGAGUGGCAUAGGAGUUUCUUCAGCACGCUUGACACCCCAUUCUGCCAAUCCUGGCAGUGAUUGCUUCUGCUCCAAGUUGCUGACUGGCAGCUAUGGUUGGUGCAGUCCAAACGAGGGACUACACCACAAAAACCACCCAUACUAGCUUAGUAUUGCAGAGCUAAAUCAUCCUGGGAGGAAACCACCGAAAGGGUCAUUGGGAGUUAAACGUCUCUGAUAACCUAAAACCUUAAAUGGAACUGGCUCACUAACAUCUCUGUAAAAAUAUCUAUGAUUUGUGUAUGAGCCCUACCGAGACAUAAAUAUGAAUGUCAGGCCUAUAAAGCAGGUCACCAGAGUCAUAACUCAGAAGAAACACAGAGCACCAGUGAUGUUUUACAUUUUGCUUACUGCUGAAACAGUUAUUUGACUGGAGCUAAGGCUGAGAAUUCCAAUGACUUGAAUACCCAUUUGACAGAACCUUAGUGGUAUUGGGGCUGCAGCAAUGUGUGACUCUCUUAGACCACUUUAACAGUGGAUGCUGAAGGUCACAGAUGAGCCAACACUCGUAUUGGCUGAUAAUUGCUCCAUCCAGGAGCUGGGGCUGCGCUGGCUUGGGAAGGUGCUGCACGUUAAUAUGCAUAUGAAGCUAUCUUUUACCAAGUCAGAUUAUCAGUUCUUUUGGCCCAAUUCGUUUAGGUGUGGGAAGCCUUUUUGGGCUCAGGGACCACAUACCUAUGAUGGUUGUAGCCAAAGCCGGAAGUGGGUAGGGCAUGCCUUCUUUCUGCCCUGCAUUCACCCAUUAACCAUCAUUCUUCCAUCUAUGCUCUUGAUCUCUCUCACGUCAUCCACUAACUUAGGAAAGAGCAACAUAGCCUCAAGCACAUACAAAAAGGAAUGCCCCUUUUUCACUCCUCUCCACUCUCACACACAUCUACAUGUCACUGUCACCCAUCUUCUACCACCCACACUCUCAUACAUUCCUUACAUCCACCAGUUUACACACUUUCCUCCAUUCUCAUACUUAGCUUCAUUUUGGGGGGAGGGGAGAAUCUCUUUCCUAGCAUACAAGGGAAGAGAAGUGAGCUGCUAUGGGAGGACUGGAGCCCUCUUGUUUCUCCACUGGCAGCUUGCUUUUCCUUCUGUGUUGGAUGGUCCUUGAUCAAAGUGAUGCUGAGGAGAUGUCAAAGUCCAUGUUGGGUGAGACUGCGGGACCCACCUCUUUUCUAGUCCAGUAUUGUCUAAUCCAACUGGCAGAAGCUCUAUUAAGAUCUAACACAAAGGUCUCCCCCAACCGUUCUACCUGAAGUGUUCUGUCUUUUUUUAAAAAUGAAGUUGUCAGGAAUUAAUUUCUGCACAGAAUGCAUGGUGUCCAACAGUCAGCUAUUGCCCCAGCCCAUGGGCUUCACCCAUGUUGGAUCUGUGGCUUCCAGCAUUACUGGAAUAUGGUAUAAAGGAUGUCUGCUGUGGCGGAUCCCAUACCACUAAGUUAUUGUCAGAAGGAGCCCUAAAACAGACCCAUUGCAAGUUGAAAUAUUACUAUGUUAAUCUCAUUAAGGCUUUCCCCCCAUUAUAUAUCUUCAUGGGUUCCUCUGCACCAGAAAUUUGCCCUGGUUUAGCCUAACAUUCAACUUUAAGUACUACGUUGGCCCCAUUUGGAUGUAAUAAAUAUCAAGCCAUGAAGUAUGACUUGCUUAUCCACACUGUGCAUGGGUGCCAUAUUGGUGCACACAGCUGAAGAUCUCCCAUGUAGCUCCUCCCAUAGCUGCGCAGGGAAACAAACUACCUAGUGUUAUAUCUGGCCUAGUGCUAUGUCUGAACCAGUGGUUGUGGUUCAUUUAUCUCCAAACAAACCAUGACCUGCAGCUAGAGUCCGUUCAGGAAACAUAACACUGAUAAUGUUAAGCCGCACUCCUUGGUGCAUUAUCUCACUCAACUAAGGGAGGAGAUGGAAGCACUUUGAACGCACAGCUCAUGCACAGUAUGCUUAAACAAAUCAUACUUUGUGACUUAGUGUUACAUCCGAACGCAGUCGUUGUGGGUGGAUAACAUUACCCAGCUCCAGGAUACUUGGCAGCAGCUGAGAGCAUGGAACUUCAGUGCCUCUGCGAAAUCAACCUUCAGGUUGCAUGCAGCCAAAUUCCGCCCAAAAUAGACUGUCAUGUUCCAUCAAAGUGGAGCAUUUUUCCCAAGAUUUGUGUUCCAACUUAAUGAAACCCACAUUGCCGUGCCCCAUGCACUCGGAAGACAGUGGACUCUAAUGUUUUACACGGAAACAUGAAGCUGUCGUGAGUUGUUUUUUAAUAAAGACUGUAGUCAAAUAUGGUGUGUUUUCAAUUUCAAAAAGAAAGUUAAAUUGUGCCACCUCUAUUGCAAGUCCACGGAAAAUUGGACUGCAAAGUGUGCCUUUAGCAUUUAUUUUCCAACACAAACUCCUAAUAAGUGCUGUUCCACUGGCAGUGUCUGUGUUAGAAAACAGGCAGCAAGUAUAUUGGGCAUACUGCUGUCUCUUAAAUUUAAUGAAAAUGCUUUUAAGACUUGGUGUGUGUGCAUGUGUGUGUGAACACAGCAAGCAACACUUCACCUUUUCAUCCCUCCCCCAAUACCCCAUUAGAUUUUCAGCUCCAUAGGAAACUAAAGAGCCCCUUUUGUCACCGCAAACAAGGACUGGUGAUUGAAUUACAAAGUGAGUGGAAGUCAGGGACGUGGUCUAUGUAAGACUUCCCUAACCUGGUGUUUGACUCCACCUCCCAUCAGACUUAGCCAGCGUGGCCAAGGGUCAGGGAUAGCCAUGCCACAAGUGGACAUACAUUGGUAACCUCAUGAUUAGACGACUGUAAUGUAGGGCUGGGCGAUGUUAGGUUUUCAACAUCGUGAUGCAUCACCAGCCAAUCAUCGCAAUCUGGCAAUACAUCGCAAUGUUGAAAGGGAGGAAUAAGUUGCCUCAUUUUUGGCACUGCAAGACGCUGGGAUGAAGCCACCUCAGCUUGAAGCUGAGGCAGUUUCAAUACAGCUUGCUCCUUCCACCCAGCACUUCUCUGCUGAGGGGCGGGCAGCCACACGCCCCUCAAUGGAGAAGCUUAAAGGAGAAGCCAAGGGAGGAGCAAGCCCGGCCGACUCCGCUUGUUCCUCUCUCAGUGGUAUGAGGACCAGAACAUGGUGGUGGUUUCACCCAGCGGUGUAUCACGGUUGGAAUCGCUGCCACUCCUGAGUCCCUCAGCCACCAGCUCCCGGCUACAGCUUGUUUCUCCCUCAGCACGCUGGGCGCUGAUGGUAGAGGGACUCAGGAACAGCAGCGGUUUUACUCUUGAGUCAUGAUACACCGCCAGGUGAAGCAGCCAUUAUGGUCUGGCCCUCAUACUGGUCCUGGGCGAUGUAGCGAUACAUCGCCCAGGUCUACUGUAAUGCCUUGUAUAUGAUGCUACCCUUGUGCCUGGUUUGGAAGGUGUAGCUAGUGCAAAAUGCAGCUGCUAGGAUACUUAGCAGAACACCAAGUUUUAUACAUAUUACCCCUGUGUUGAAAAAUCUGCACCAGUUGCUUAUUAUCUGCUAAACCAGGGGUCUGCAACCUUUAAGAGAAAAAGAGCCACUUGGACCCGUUUCUGAAGAAAAAAAAACUGGGAGCCGCAAAACUCGUUAUUAUAAAAAUAACUUUUUUGUCACUUUUUUAUUAUUUCUUUGUUUGACCCCUCAGAAUUACACCUCCUCAUAGAAAUAAACGUUAAAUUAACAAGUUACCUUUGUGUGUGUGUGUGUUCUUCACUCCCCUUCAAAACAGUGACCAGCGUACAUGCCCCUUACAAUGUAGCGGGCGGGCGGGCGGGAAGGUGACGUCGGGACGGUGCGUGACUAACGCACGCACCGCCCCCAUGCGACAUCACAGCCAGUACAGUGCCCACCACAGUGGGGCGUGUCAGGGCGCACAAUGCGCCUCCUCCUCCCGCUAGUAUCCGCCCCGGAGCCGCGGCAAAGGUGUAAAAGAGCCACAUGCGGCUCCGGAGCCGCGGGUUGCAGACCCCUGUACUAAACCAAGAUCAGGAUUUUGUUGGUGACAUUUAAAGCUCUAAACAACUAGGAAACAGGAUACUUGGUAGACCACCAACCCCGGUACAGACCAAGCAGAUUUUCAUGAUCUUCUGAGAAGACCAAGUCAGUUAUCACUUGGUGACAACACCAAAGCAAGCCUUCUCAGGGAUAGUGCCCUUCCUCAGGUGGUUUGUGAGGCAGAGACAGUAAUGACCUUUAAACAUUGCUUUAAAACAUGCAGUAUAUGUUUACCUAUGCUUUCCUGGACUCCGAUUCCCAGAUUUUAAUUAUUAUUAUUGUACACUGCUCAGUUUUACUUGUGACGUACAAAUGUUUUGUUUUGAUCUCAUUUUUCUCCAGCUUCUAGGUAAUUGCAUUGACUGUGGGUAUUGUAUUUUUAUCAUUUUAUGUAAAGCGCUUAGAGAUUUAUAUUAUGUUAAGCGAUAUAAAACUUGACAUACAAGUAUGUAAUGCUGAAUACAUAAUACCCAGAGAGUUGGAUGCCAGCCAACCUAAACCCAGAAAUCAUUGUCUGUAACACCAAUGGUAUAUGUUUGAUUGGUAUUUUUGUAUUAGCAGACGUGUAAUGACAUAAAGCUCAGGGAAAUUUAAUAAUGGGUUUGGCAGGCUCCUGCUGAAGGAAAGAGGCAGCCCAGAUGGCUGAAAAUGGCAGCCAAGAAUGUUUUGUUACAUGUCUGCACAAAACUCAUUACAUGUGCAUAAAUAACGAUCUCUUUAACUGCUUCUUCACUAUAUUUAAAACCGUGAUGAUAUGGGGGGGCUGUUUCCAGUUUUUUUUUAAUGAGGCCACUAAAAGACACAUUUUUCUGUGAAAUGUAUUUAUCAGCUAUAAAGAAGAUGCAAUUAACAGCUUACCCUUGUAUUUUCAGUUUUGUUGUAUCCAGUAUAAAGAGUAAGAAAUGCUAUCAUCUCAGCCCAUUGUUGUAAUGCUAAACAGACUUUAGAUGUGCUUAUACAUGUGGCUUUUCAUGAUGUUGGCAAAGGGAUUCUUGCACCGUGUGAGAUUAUUAUUAUUAUUAUUAAUUCAAUUUAUAUACCACCCUUUAUCAGAAAAUCCCAGGGCAGUGUCUGAACCCUAAUAAGCGGAACCAUGGUUUAUUGAAACAAGCCAACUUCAUAAAACCCAGGUUUGAAAUUAUCAUAAAUAACUUAACUGCAACUAGUGAAAACAGAGGCAAAAAAUUGUGAUAGCAUAGGCGAGAGGAGGGAAUGUCAGCCCACAGCUUACUUAUGCUCAUCCCCAUAAUAAUAAACCAUAGUUUGUCAUUGCAUCAGAAUACAACAGGAGCAUAAGAAUUUUAUGCAAACAGAACACUUAAAAAAAAUACGGUAAGUUCCAGAUUGGACAAUUAAAUUUUUUAGAAUGCAUUUCAUGUUGCACAUUUUCUUGCAAAUAAAAUUAAAAAUACAAAUUAGUGUAUAUAGAUUGUUAGGAGUGCCGUCUACCUCCCGUUAGUUGCAAAACUGUAAUUUCAUGUUGAAUUUAUGGAGCUGAAAUAAACUAAUAAUCAUUCAUUAAUCUGUGAUGUGGUUCUGAAAAUGGUUUCCAAGAUACUGCUGUAAUAAAAUGCAAAGGCUGCUCAUCUUCUUAACCGGCAGAAUUUAAAAGGCUGACUCUAUAGUUCUGCGUGAUUCAGUCACCUAAUGAGAAGCCGUCCAUCAGGCCAGCCGUCACCUUAGUCCUUUCAAAUGGCAACUAAAUUCUUGCAGAGCCUUGUCAGGGUCACUUAUUGAUUACUAGUUCUUCUGAAGAACAGCAUUCUUAUUGAUUCACCUACAGUUCACUACCUUCACUUUUACAUACAUACAUACAUACAUACAUACAUUUUGAAUAUAAUCUGGUUUGUUUUGCGUUUUUAUUUGCUUUCCUCUCCAUUCAAAUGCCAGACAGCUAUGAGAAAACAAAGUGCUUAAAUCUCAAACGAUUCCACAUAAUUUUAUAUUUCCACAUGUUAAUUUUUUUAUUGUUUGAUUGUUUCAUCCUUCGGGUGACAGGAGAAGUUAUUUUCAUACAAAGGAAUCAUAUGAGUUGACGUAACAGUAGUCGAAAGGCUAAACUAGACAAGACUGAUCUGCCUUGGUUUUAUGCUUCUAAUAAAGGACUAGAUAGUGGCAGAAUAGAUUUGUGCUAGUAAAACCAUGACCCACUAGAUCAGGUAAAGUUUUGUUAUUGGCUUCAAUAAAAUUAGAUUUAACAUAUGUAUAAAUCUAUACAAACAAUGAAUUGGCUCUUCCUGCUCUUAUAUGUAUCUAUGUUUCUCUGGCUUCCUGUUUCCGCCACUCCAUUCUCUUACUCCUUCCCAGUGUUAGAAACUCAGAUAUAUAAGCCAAGUGCCAAAUGCCUCCUUAAACCAGGGUUACAGUUGCCAAAACAGAACGUCUAGUUGCUGUUUGCGGGGGGGGGGGCAUGUGGCUUGAAAGCCCUAUUUUUCAGUACAACUUUUUGGUUCCUGAAAUUCAUUCUGGUUGUGCAGAUAAAAUAUAGCGGAUAGAAUUCUAUAGGAUGUGUUGUUAGUGUGUGGAAACAGGCAAGAUCCAAGGAUCCUCAGGUAUGCAUCUCCAGAUGGUGAGACUUCAGGCACAAUCCUGGUAACUGGACAUCUUCACAUAGUCACAAGUGGCCGAGAGCUAGGUACAAAAUGUUUCUGGCACUUGGCGAAUUUCAAAGGCUGAUCCCUCCAACCCAGUUUUCAGGCUUUGCCCUCUUCUCCUCUCAGACUCUCCACAUUUCUGACUGCUGAGUUAUUAUGUGUUUGUAUUAGGAAUCCCUUCCCCACAUAGGUUUGGUGGUGGUGGUGGCUGGGUUUUUGGCAGAUUCUUCGUUUUGUUGUGUACUUCAGGGUUAUGCUGAACCCGCUGGUAUUUCUCUCUUCUGUGUCGGUGGUUCAGUUUUGGCUACACAAACAGGAGCAUGGGGAGACUUACAUUUGAAAAUAGAAUCCUGAUUAUAUAUGUACGUUCCUUGUGUAUACACUCGCAAAUGUGCAAAGAUGAACUGGGAACGUGGGACGUGUUGCUAGUUUAAAUAAUCAUCUCUGCCUUUAUUUUCAUCGCUAGGUUAUUUGGAUGGCACUGCAAAAAAAUUAUUGUUUGGUGCCUUGUUCAGUUGUGCGUAAGGUCAAGUUCACACUUUGCCUGUAUGUCUCUCAUCACUUUAGUGCUUGAUGAUGCACAGCUUUUUGAGACGAUGUCGAAGUUCAUGGUUCUCUUUCCUCCCUCUCCCCCUUCCCCAUUUUAUCAUCUCAGUGACCCUGUGAGUCAGGUUGGGCUGAAAAAGAGUGAUUGGCCCACGGUUACUCUGUAAGCUUCAUGACUCGCUUGGAUCCUAGCCUGAUCCUCUCUUAAGUCCUGCAACACACCGGCUCUCGUUCAUCCUUGAAAACCAUCCAUUGGCUUUUGAGAGGUGAUGAGCAUACAUGUAUGAAUCAGCCCUUAUUUUUAAGCACAUGCUGGGUGUAUACUGGUUUAGAACCAGAAACAUUUAAGAGGCAAUGGCUAGUGGUGCCUGCCUGCCUGCCUGCUUGCACAACAGCAAUGAGGCUUCUGGCAGAGCAGAUUUGCGGAGUGUGGCAGAACGGAAAAAGUCAUCCUGUGUGCAGGUAGAGCCCUGCUUCUGCGAUGAUGGAGCGCACACUAUGUGUUCCCCCUUUUUUCCUUGUAUCAGUUUGAAGCAGUUGUGUUCGGUGGCCAAAACAAGCACAUAAGUGAUACGUUUCAGUUUACGAACAAAAUGAUCCAACUUACUCCGACUUGUUGCCUUUUGUAAAUUUAGGGGUCAGAUCGGAAGGUAAGCCUGCAGUCGCCGGAACAGAAAAUCAGUGGGAGAAAAAUGUUUUAAGCCUGCCGUGUCUGCCUUGGAAAAUCUAAUAAGGUCGCUUUGUAAAAAUGAUUAAACAUUUCUGUACAUUCUCGCUGCACUAGAGCCAAUGAUGAUGUAAUUAGCACCACGUGACCUUUGCUUUAUGCUUUCAGAUGGGAUCCAUAAAUAUUUAAUAACACGGGAGACUCUCUGUUCUCUCUUCAUAAAAGAAGGAAAGCUCUUGUCAGCCGCAGCGUGGCCCUGCCUUCGGAAGUCGCAGCACGAUGACUUGCUUGUGCUAAACCGUAUCAAAUCCAAUUGCUUGCUUCCCCGAGUCCAGCUAGCUUGAGUCAGCCAUGCAAGGAACUAUGCAGCGCUUGAUGAAUUCGCGAGAAACUGUGUUUGCCUGGGGCUGCUUCUGCAUCGCCUGCAGAACGGACCUGGGCCGGUAGCAGGGAACAAGACAAUGGCUUCAGCGUAGUGCGAUCCCACGCUCCCAGAACAUGAAUGCGACUCUGCUAUUUAUUUAUUAUUUAACUUUUGAAACUGUAUGUCCCACCAUAUCGUUGAAGCCUCUAGGCAGGGCACAUGUCAGUAGUGCAUGGCAUGGAUGGGGCGCCAUUUGUCUGGUUCCCUCCUGCACGGUUGUCUUGUCCGCCUGUGUGCUGCUGUAUUGUCCGCUCACGCAGUGUUGAAUUGGCUCCCAGCCUUUGGGCUGCACAUGUAAAAGUGGACCUACACAGAGUAGCCAUGACAACACAGCAAGUGGAAACCGGAGGGAACAUGCCGGAAAAGCUUUGCUUUUAACUUCAGGCCUCCUUUGCCUUGUUAUUUUGGUUCCAUCAGCCGCUAAUGCUCAGUGCUGGUUUGUUUUACGGGGAGCUACCGUCCUUGAGGACACGGGUGGCGCUGUGGGUUAAACCACAGAGCCUAGGACUUGAUGAUCAGAAGGUCAGCGGUUUGAAUCCCCGCGACGGGGUGAGCUCCCGUUGCUCGGUCCCUGCUCCUGCCAACCUAGCAGUUCGAAAGCACGUCAAAGUGCAAGUAGAUAAAUAGGUAAGGUAAAUGGCAUUUCCGUGUGCUGCUCUGGUUCGCCAGAAGCGGCUUAGUCAUGCUGGCCACAUGACCCGGAAGCUGUACGCUGGCUCCCUCGGCCAAUAAAGCGAGAUGAGCACCGCAACCCCAGAGUCGUCUGCGACUGGACCUAAUGGUCGGGGGUCCCUUACCGUCCUUGCUCCCACUGCUCUCCAACCCCACCCCGUUGCAAACUCCUGCAGUUACAUGUGGACACCUCCCCCAUAGCUCUCCUCACAGCCAUCCCCUCAGGGUUCACCCCAAAUACAGCUCCCAACAGCUUGCCCAAAUCCCCCUUCCCUCAGAAGCUUGCCCAGUCCCACCAUGCCCCCUGUCACUGCUGCUUCCGGUAAGGGGGCAACAGGAACAAAUAGGAGAAAUUUGACUUUCUUCCCCCUCGUUGCUCUCCUGCCCUGUGGCAGCAGCUGCCCUGUCCCCCUGGCCUGGAUGUUGUCACCGGUGGAACUGAACUGGUGGGGAAGGGAAGAAGAGUGCUUUUGGCAUGGAGAAGAAAGCCAGAACCCACCCCGUUGGCAUUGGUAAAGGAGAAGGGCGACUCCAUCAAGCCCCCUCCUCUGGGGAUUCUGCCAUCAAGGGAAGAACUGGGAGUCAGGAGCUGCCCACCUCUGCAGGAAACUCCUUACAUGCACAUAAAUCACAAUCUCUUUAGCUGCUUUGAAAACAGCAAUGACAUUGGAGAGGGGGCAGGAGGGAUAUUCCUUUUUUAAAAAUUCCAGGGCUGUUAAAAAAGCUUGAGGACAGGGGCCAUCUUAGACCUGAUUUCUGUCAGUCAAUAUGAGAGCUUCAGGGCAGGGUAUAAAUUCUGCAAAUAAAUAAUAACAACAACAAGCGUUAGCCUCUUCCAGACUCUUCACAGACUGUUCCUCUUAUAUGAAGAGACCAGUUGCUUUCUGCACCAACUAAUCUCUUCCUGCCCCUUCUCCCAGCCACUGUCCAUUCGAAGCCAGUUUUUCACACUUCAUCCUUUCAUCCAAGUGGCCUUUGUCCCCCUGCUCCUUGCAUGAAACAUAACCCUUCACUCUGGCUCUUCCUUUCAGUUACCAGAACCUCCAUUCAGGUGUCAGUUUCAAGAGCGGCAUGCGUCAGAGACUACAGUAGAGACCUCUGGUGCCUAUGUGCCGCUAUGACUUCUGCACAAGGCACAAGAGAAAACAUAACUUUCAGGGCACUGCAUUCAUAAGGACUAAAAAUAUCCCUCUUAAAAACGUGAAAGGUGAAAAAUCGAACAUUUUCCCCUUCCCCCCCAGAAACAAGGUGCUUAAGACAUGGGUAGGCAAACUAAGGCCCGGGGGCCGGAUCUGGCUCAGUCGCUUUCUAAAUCCGGCCCGGAGUGCAGGAUAAUUGUCAGUCUUUAGGCUGGAGGACUGGCCAUUAAAGAGACUAUACUGCUCUAAAGAGACACAGAAUGUAGGAGAGCUGGCCUGGAGGCAAGACUCAAAAGGCCUCAGGUUUUGUUACAUCCUUCUCAGAGAAAGUUGCUCACUAGGACCUCUGCUUGCUAACCUGCCCCAUGGGGUCCUCCAUGGAACAAGAACAGGACAUGCAUUUUGGAACUUCUUGAUUAUGUUGCUUUCUGUGAGCUGUUUCUUGUGAGCCUGUCCUCUCCAGGUCUUCACCUGUUCUGGACACCAGUCUGCCUGCCCCUCUUUUCCUACUUCUGAUUCUGCACAGAUCAGGGGUAGGCAACCUAAGGCCCAUGGGCCGGAUGCGGCCCAAUUGCCUUCUCAAUCCAGCCCGCGGACAGUCCGGGAAUCAGCAUGUUUUUACAUGAGUAGAAUGUGUCCUUUUAUUUAAAAUUCAUCUCUGGGUUAUUUGUGGGACUUGCCUGGUGUUUUUACAUGAGUAGAAUGUGUGCUUUUGUUUAAAAUGCAUCUCUGGGUUAUUUGUGGGGCAUAGGAAUUCGUUCAUUGUUUUCUUCAAAAUAUAGUCCAGCCCACCACAUUGUCUAAGGGACGGUGGACUGGCCCACAGCUGAAGAAGGUUGCUGACCCCUGGCACAGGUGUUCUUCCCUAGUCAAUUGAAAGCAGGAAUGGGGAGCCUCUAGCCCACCAGAUGUUGCUGAACUACAAUGGUCUCAUCCCUGAUCAUUAGCGAUGCUGGAUUGGUCUGGUGGGAGUUGAUGUCUGACACCAUCUGAAAAGCCACAGAUUUCCUGUUCCUGAUUUAAAGUCUCUACUGCUAAGAGGGUAUUAACAAGGACACUGUCUGAGAAUGGUUCCUUCAGACUGCUUUGAAAUAAUUUAAUAAUGUUGUGCUAGCACAUUACAUUCAUUGUGAUGAUUCAUUCAUAAGAUUUUCAAUUGAUUACCUGAUGUGCUCCUUCUCAAGCUUGGAAUUUGAAAAGAGUUGUAAACAAGGGAGCCGACGUACAGCUUCCGGAUCAUGUGGCCAGCAUGACUAAGCCGCUUCUGGCGAACCAGAGCAGUGCACGGAAACGCCGUUUACCUUCCCGCCAGAGCGGUACCUAUUUAUCUACUUGCACUUUGACAUGCUUUCAAACUGCUAAGCUGGCAGGAGCAGGGACUGAGCAACGGGAACUCACCCUGUCGCGGGGAUUAGAACCACCAACCUUCUGAUCGGCAAGUCCUAGGCUCUGUGGUUUAACCCACAGCGCCACCUGCAUCCCUGAUCUCAAGGUAAUUAACUGUUAAAUGUGGACAUCUUUUUUGUUCCCACAGGGGGGAAAUCUGAUUAGCAUUUGAAACUGCAACCCUCUUUGUAAACAUCUGCUUUCACUCUUAAAAUUCAAAGUAAAAUGAAAAACAUAGCACUCAUGCUGGUUCGCAUCAGUGUCCUUCCAAGUAAGCCACUGACUGUUUCCUGAGAGGGGAAAAACACAUACCCUUGUAUUUCUGCCUGUAUUAAAUGACUGGUUUGUUCUCCUGCUGUGCAAUGCAGUGUAAUCAUGACAUCAUGAAAUGGUGUCACAGCUUAAACCAAACCAUAGAUUCUGUUGUAGCGAACGAUCAAUGCCAUUUUAAGAUCAUCUGCUUACUAAGGUGUGUUGUAGAUGUGACUGCCCUCAUUUAAAUGCCACUGAGAGGUCUUCUCUGUGACCCCCCCCCCAUCCCAUGGAGGGUGCUUUGAAUUGCUCCCACAGCCUGUGCCUUCCAUGCAUAAGGCCCAUGGUCCAAUCCUGACAUCUCCAAUGAAAGCGUAUAAAGUUGCACUGGUAGAACAUCCCUUUGCCUGAGACCCAGGAGAGAUGCUGCCAGUCAGUAGAAGCAAUAAUCAUUCUCAGCUGCAGCAACUCCAUACACUUUCAUAGAUCCAUAACUUCGCACUGUCACCCAAAUAAAGAAACCUUAGCUGAUUGAUCAUCUGUUUUUUAAUUUAUUCUUGAUACAUUAAAUAUGCAUAAAUGUGCAUAUCGAAAACAUUUAUGUCUGAAGAAAAAGAACAUAUUUUGUACUUCACACUUGUGUUACAGCAGAUGCCGAUUUAGAAGAGGCAUUUCUGAGUCUUUGGAGGUUGCACUAGCCUAACUGCAUUUUUCCAAAGUGCUAGUAUUUUAUUUCAUUUUUUAAAACCUUUAUUUUUAAACCUGCUGCCUAAUUUAAGUAGGGGCACCUUUUUAAACAGAACAAUCUAAGCAGCUGAUUGUUGCAGCUGUAGUCUUCCACUAUGCAUCAACUGAUGUACAGUGGUACCUCAGGUUACAAACACUUCGGAUUACAAACUCCGCUAACCUGGAAGUAGUACCUUGGGUUGAGAACUUUGCCCCAGGGUGAGAACGGAAAUCGCAUGCUGGUGGCGCAGCAGCAGCAGGAGGCCCCAUUAGCGAAAGCGUGCCUCAGGUUGAGAACAGUUUCAGGUUAAUAACAGACCUCCGGAAUGAAUUGUUAGAGACCCGAGGUACCACAGUAUUGGAGUCUACGGGCAUCAGUUUUGCCAUUGGCAGGGCAUUGGUUGGCAUUGGCAGACACUGGCUGAAGCAGCUGGUGACCCUGGAAGAUAAGGAGCUUCCUGGGUUGACCAUAAUACUGCCACCAUGGCCCGCAUAACUCACUGAGCUUUUAUUUUGGUGUAUUAAAGUUCCUUUCAAGUGUUUGGUGACAUUUAUCCUUGAUAGGCCAUUUAUGUAAAUGAGCUCUUUAAUGAAGUCUGCAUUUUAAAUUAGAUACAUUUUUAUUUUAAAAGAAAAUCCUCUUUGCUUUCUUAUUCUUUAUAAUACUUGAAUUAACUACGAAUGUUUCUUAUGGGAAUACUUUUAAUUCCCAUCUCGUACAGGUUAAUCGCAGUAAUAAAAAGAGCUUCCUUGCUUGUCCUUUAAGGGGUUGGCAUACUAAUGAGACUGUUUGGAAAGCUCUGAUGAAAACCAUCUAUUUGCCUUUUUAAAAACACAUUAAGUGUGACCUUCCUUUAAAAUUGAUAUACCUCUGUCAUUAAUUUGGAGGUGGGAAAAGAAACAAAAGUGAGAGAAGCACUUUGCUUUUUAUAGCAAGUCCUAUUGAGGUCUGAUACAGAUUAUGUUUGGGUUUGUUUGUUUUUUGCCAAAUAUGCCACCCAAUAACACUCUCUGGUUAAAAAUCUGUGGUAGUGUUCAUUUAACAGUGUCAUCUGCUACCCUAACAUAAAAUUCAAUGUAAUGCUCCCAAAAUCAGUGUAAUGCUUGUUCACCUCUGUAUCUGCCUCCCUACAUCUCACCCUUUAAUGUAAAGUCUCCCUGUCUUUCCCUCAUCAACCUCAACCAUGGUUAAUAGAUCAAAUGGAUUUGGUUUCAUUUUGCAUUAGGAUCAAAAGACCUUGCUGGCCAUGAGAAAUUAAUAGGCCAAAUUUCACUGUGUUGUGAAUUCCAUCUGUCAGGUUUAGAAUAAGGUAGGAUUAAAAAAAACCUUUAACAAAUAAAAUAAGGCUACCAGCAUGAGUUUUCUCGCAGCUACCAGCAUGAGUUUGACCAAACUCCGGGAGGCAGUGGAAGACAGGAGUGCCUGGCGUUCUCUGGUCCAUGGGGCACGAAGAGUCGGACACGACUAAGCGACUAAACAACAACAAGGAUUUUAAAAAACCCUUUAACAAAUAAAAUAAAGCAGACUUGAGGAAGGGGUGAAGAGUGUGCAUAUGUAUACUUCGCUGAGACCACCAAAGUCAUCACGUGCCAAGGAUGGCUAGCUAAGAGCUAAGCCACUCAUUGCCCAGGAUUGUUCAAGUGGAAUUCCACUUGAACGACAGGGCUUCCCUUCCUCUUCUCCUAUGGAAGCCACCAACCCACCCAGAAAAUCUUCUCAGGAGAGUUGGGGAACCUCCAGAACAGAUUUAGGAGCACACAGGAGGCCUGCCUGGAGGGAGCAGGGGAGGAAGCAGAAGGCCCUUUACUCAAGAAGAGGCCCAUAGCACAAUCAAGCAGGUAUUUUGCAUGUCUCCUGCAGUUGCCUUCUUGGCUCAUGAUUAUUAAAUUCACACUGUAAGUGUUUUUGCCUCAGCUAUAUGUAUGUAUGCUAUAUUUAUAUCCCACCUGUACAUUUCUGUGAGGAAGGAUAGACUAGAGAUAAUUACAUGCCCAUGGCCAUCCACCUGGCUUUAUAGCUAAGUGGGGAGUUGAACGUAGACUUCCAUCAUUCAAGCCCAGCAUACAGGUAUAAUGUUUUGUUUUUUUGUUUUGAUUACAGCACUAUAAAACUCCCCCCCCCCCCCCCCGCUGCUUCAUGUUUCCUGGGGCUUACAGGUUUGCUUGGAUUGAAAUCAAUAUUUCAUCUAGUUAGCUUUUGGGAGAUUAGGCGAUACACCACAACCAAGCAUAAAAUCAUUAUAAAGCCUCUAUAGGGUUUCACCUGUUACAAUUAUGAAAAUACGUAUUUCUUCCUCCUUUUGAGCAUAUCCCUACAGCUGCUAUUUGGUGCCUGUAAAAGUCUCUACCUGCUGCCAUUUUGUGACUCGUGGGCCUUGUGCUCUUAAAUUCAGCUCUCUCAAGUGGACCUUGGGGGUAGGAAUUUUAAGAGCCCCUGAUACUGCAGAAGUAAAAAAUAGCUCAUUAAAACUGAUGAUCAGCGCAUUCAUGAUGCUAGAAGAAUGAUACAUUAAAGGAAAGGCAAUAAUACUGAUAUCCAACAUUCUGAGUCCGCAUAUCAGCUAAUUUACAAAUUUUAAUGUGAUAAUAUGCCAUCUACCCCUUAUAUCUUCCUUUUUCCCAAAAAUGGUUCUCAUUUACUUCCUCUCAGGAUGAAUUCUUGCCCGCACUUCUAGUUCACAAAUCCUCUUUUCUAAAAAGGCUUCCCCCAAACAUAUAAGACAACUGGCAAAUAUAUGAAGGAGAAAAUAGGAGUGCAAAGUGUUUCCGUAUUUAUAGCUUUUGAUGUGCUGAAUAGAAGUGGAAUAAUAGGCCAAAUUUAGAUGCUAAGACAGAUACCUGCUGUUGAAUACAGCAGCCUUGCAUCAGCAGUGGGGGAACUGGAUCCAGCCAGCCAAGUCCUCCACCUUCCAUGGGCCAACAUUGGCAGGUGGGCAGGACCACACACCUAUCCAGCAUAAUGAUGUCAGGUAAUGACACCUGUGAAAGUUCAAAGGGGGUCAGUGUAGCUGCCCAUCAGCGUACAUCUUCUCUCCAAACCCCUCCCCACUCCACUAAUACCUAGUAAUACAAGCUAUCUAUAUCUGUUUCAAUCACACAAAGUAGUCGUGUUAGGGGAGGCUGAUCUGAACUGGGGCUGCACUACAGAGGAAGAUGGGUCAUCUUUUGCCCCUGCAACACAACUCCAAUCCAUAUCCAAUGUAGGUCUUCCUUCCACUGCUAUUAGCAGCUUUGGGAGUAUUAUUUUGUUUGCUUGCUUGUUUGUUGAAUUUAUAUACCACCCUAUACCCGGAGGGCUCAGGGUGGUUAACAGAAAAUAUCACAAUAUAUAAAAUCUAAAUUAAAACAAUAGCCCAAUAACAACUCCCCCAAAAGAGCCACAUUUUAAAAGGGCAUAGGAUGUCAGUCAGAUCAACCAAAGGCCUGGUUAAAAAAGGAACAUUUUUGCCUGGCGCUUAAAGGUGUAUAAUGAAGGUACCAGGCAAACUUCCCUAGGGAGAGCAUUCUACAGAAGGGGAGCCACUGCAGAGAAGGCCCGUUCUCGUGUUGCCACCCUCCGGACCUCUCGAGGAGGAGGCACAUGAAGAAGGGCCUCAGAAGAUGAUCUCAGGGUCCAGGUAGGUUCAUAUGGAAAGAGGCAGUCCUUGAGGUGUUGUGGUCCUGAGCCAUUUAAGGCUUUAUAGGUCAAAACCAUAAAGGUAGCCAGUGCAUUCGGACCAGGGUCAGUGUAAUAUGCUCAAACCGUCUUGCUCUGGUGAGCAACCUGGCUGCUGAAUUCUGCACUCGCUGAAGUUUCCAAACCAUCUUCAGAGGUUGUUUAGAUUGGUGCUGGUACAGAGAGUUAUAUACAAACCCCUGCCCUGCUCCAAACCCAGCUCUCCCUGCAUGUCUGCUUUUUGUAACUGAAAAUGAGGUCAAGAAUUCUAGCCAUGGAAGUCCUGGACUUUGUCGUUUGACCCUUGACCUUCGCAAAAAGAGCCAGGCAGACACUGGGAGCUGUUCUUGCCUGGGGGCAAGUAAGAAGUAUAUGCCCCUGGGUCACCCUAUGCAGAACGCGCUGAACAUCUGGUUCUAGUAUAUCGCUUUGUUAAAACAAUGGAACAAUCUCUUAAGUGUUCAAAAGCACAGGGGAAUCCCAGCAGGCAUGUAGCAUCUGAACAUGAUCUGAAAUAUAAGGCUUCUUUGAAAUGGACCACAAAGAUAAUAUUGGUGCCACUGAGCUCCAUUUUCUUUGUGUGUAGAAUCUGUGACCUCUGGGUCACGCUUUCAGUCCUAUCACAGUUCUGCUUAUAAAGCAAAGUUGUCGGCUCCAAGUAUUUAAAUCAUCUUCUAGCUAAUGCUAUUCCGAGCUGCAUCAACUGAAGGCGACCACAUAGUUCCCAUUGAAAAUCAGUGGGAAUAUCCCAUGGAUUUCAAUGGGAACUAAAUGGUCACCUCAUGUCCCUUCAGAUCAUGAGAAUUCUCAGUAUUGUACCAAGCAGGCAUUGCCUUCUCAUUUAGAGAAGCACCCUAUGCAAUCUUUUGCCGUCUUCCUUUUCGAUUUUCCAAAGAGCGACAGUAUUUGGAUGUUCAAUAAAAAUAAAAAUGUUGCCUUGUUUUGGUAAAAUGUGAUGGGAUCUUUGUAGAUGGCAAGGGCUGUGGCAAGGAGGUGACAUUCCUCAUGCUUAGCACCAAGCUAUCUACUCUUGAUUUUACAAACUACUCCACUUUAGAUUCAGGUAGGUAGCUGUGUUGGUCUGACGCAGUCGAAAUAAAAAGAAAAUAAAUAAAAAAUUGUCCAGUAGCACCUUAUAGACCAACUAAGUUUGUUCUGGUAUAAGCUUUCGUGUGCAUGCAGUAUCUGAAGAAAUGUGCAUGCACAUGAAAGCUUAUACCAGAACAAACUUAGUUGGUCUAUAAGGUGCUACUGGUCAGUUUUUUAUUUUUAUUACAUCACUUUAGGCAUUGCCGUAUCACCUUUUGCAUCAAAAGAUUAGAGUGGGCGGCCAUUCUAAUUGCACUUCCUAUUCCUCUUUGCUGAUAGACUUUAAUAUGAUCCUUUUGGAUCCUACGCUUUAAAAAAUGUGGUUUCUGAGGUUUUUUUCCCUUUUGAAAAAUAAUUGCUGGAUACAAGUACCUCUUCCACCUGCUUGCCCUCCAAUGUUUUUAGAUAUUCUUGGAACUGGAAAAUGAGCCUUGUUGUGAUGCUCAUUAAAACCGAAUGGUCAGCUUUAUAGAACUGCCAGUAAGAAUGUUGUGGGUGAUGGUCCAAAUUGACAGGUGCCUUAACUUUGAAGGUGGCACUUUUUCUGAUACAGUGAUAUAUUCGUUAUAACUGCAUAUAAGCACACAAAAAUAAAUAAAUUCACACAGCGAACCAGGGUUGAAAUCAUCUCCCUGGACUUGUAACAGAAUGGAAUGCUUUCAGAUUUAUAAAAUAGUUUCUGGAAGUGAGGCAGCCAAGUUGCCUGUGCCUAGUGGAAAUGCAUGAAAGGACAAAAAUGUUUCCAAACAAAUGUUAGAUGGUGUCAAUGGAGAAUGUGUCAUGCAGUUGGCUUUUUGGUUAAGUGAUGACUGGUCUUGAUACGUUGGUUCGAGCUCAGAGGCAGGUUCUACACGGCACAAGUAAGAGAAAUUUAGGUAAUCAGGUUUUACCAUAUUCCACAGAUCUGAGCACCAGUUUAACAGCACAGUCCAAACCCAUGAUCCACCAGGAUGCAAGUUUGGAUUUGGCAGUUUUGGGGCUUUCUCGACUGAGCCAGGGCUCAGUUUGGACUACACCAGCGCAAGUCAAUCUCCCUAGCUUUGCCAGGGCUCACCCAGUGGAACUUACACAGGUUUAAGUCAUCAAAAAGGGAUGUUCUAGGGACAGGAUGGGGCAAAGAGAGACUCACAUCUAUCUUUUUUUCAGUCUUUUAUUGUUUGCUGGAUUAAACAAGUGCUCCUGUGAACAUAGGAGUCUUGAAGGCUUAACACUUGUUGUGUUGUUAUUUUUAAAAGAGGUGGCCAACAUUCUGAAAUUACAAAGCAAAACUUAAAAGUUUGACACUAUCUGAAGCGCAGGCAUAUCAUUUGCCCACCUGGGGAGUCAAUACAUCAAGGGUCUUCUGCACAAUACGUGGUUAUUGCUUUUCAAAAACUGCCAUAGAUACCAGUCAGUUUUCUAGUAGUUGCUACAAGCUUGAUUGAAAUUGCAGCUUGUGAUUUAUCCAGUGAACUCCAUCUUUUAAAAUAGGCAGCCUGUAUGGAGGGUUAAUUGGGAGCCAGAGCAGAAUUGCCUUGGGGUGACAAGUGUAUAUUCACUAGAUGUGUUGUUUGUUCUUUCUGCAUAUGUACCAUAAUGAACAGUAGCCAGAGAAAUAGAUCUGUUAAAAGGCUUUCUCAUGCUAAGAAGAAUAUUUGCAAUUGCUGUGACAGUGCAACACUGCCAUCUGUCGGCUAACACAUAUUUCUUUUUCUUUUUUUAAGUUAGACACAGAUUCGCUCGAAAUUAAAAGGUGUUCAUAAAGAUGGAAGCCUAUUUCUGAAUUAUUUAACGGUCCAGUUUAAAAAUCUGGACUUCAUGAAAAUUAUUUGAAUUGAUUAUAAACGCAUGGACUCAGAAAGCAUUCCACAGGAACAAAGAAGGGGAAAUUAGGGUUGUUCAUGCAUUACACUGGGACGCGGGUGGCGCUGUGGGUUAAACCACAGAACCUAGGACUUGCCGAUCAGAAGGUCGGCGGUUCGAAUCCCCGCGACGGGGUGAGCUCCCAUUGUUCUGUCCCUGCUCCUGCCAACGUAGCAGUUCGAAAGCACGUCAAAGUGCAAGUAGAUAAAUAGGUACCGCUCCGGCGGGAAGGUAAACGGCGUUUCCGUGCGCUGCUCUGGUUCACCAGAAGCGGCUUAGUCAUGCUGGCCACAUGACCCGGAAGCUGUCUGCGGACAAACGCCGGCUCCCUCGGCCAAUAAAGCGAGAUGAGCGCCGCAACCCCAGAGUUGGUCACGACUGGGCCUAAUGGUCAGGGGUCCCUUUACCUUUACCUUUUUAUGCAUUACACUGACUGCAGUUACAAGCUGUCUCCUUACUUGCAUAAAUGUUUGUUUGAAAGUGUAUACACGUGUUGAUCUGUACAGCUCAGCUGUUGUGUACACAGACUGUACACUCGUUGAACAUUACAUGUGAAUUACUGGACAAGCGUAUAGCUCAGCUAUUUUUGUACAUAGAUUCUAUAUUCAUCAGAUGUAACAGAUAAACGCACCUGAUGAGGAUCCCAUGUACACAACAUAUUAGGGCGUGUCAUUUUAGGGAAACUUAAUUUUUGUACAUUUCUUCAGGGAAGCUUAAAAAUGUGUUUUUGGGUGAGGAAUUAAAAAUCUGUUAUUAUUUUUAGGAUUAGACAUUUGGUAUCAUUUGGUAAAUCUGUGCUUGAUUAAAAAGCACAUAAACUGAUCUUGGAAAAAGAUUUUUACUUUUACCUUCUGAAAAUGUCCAGUAAUGCCAAAUAAUAAUAAUAAGAAAUAGUAUUUAAUAUAUAAUAUAACUGCAAGUACUUGGUGAUCAUUUUUAAUGAUUUCUAUGCAGUUUUACACACAUUUUACUUGCCAAGCAAAACUAAAUUUCAUUAAUUUAACCAAAAGUAUAUUUUGAAUUCCCAAGUCAUUUUACAAGUUUUUAGCACCCCUCAUUUUUGGAAUUUGAAAGCUAAAAAAUUCAACAUACCCUAACAACAAAUGGAACCAUGAACCAUGAAGUUACUUCAGUUCAGGAUCAGUUUAUUAUCUGUGCUGUGGACAAGGCUGGUGUCCUAAUGCAGAUUGUUCUGCCAUUCCCUUUAUGGUACAGAAAAGCUCCAAAUAUCCAGGAACUUACCAUAGAAAAGUAGUGUUACGGUCGAUUUUUCAGGGCAGGAGCUCAUCAUGAUAGCCUCUAUAGCCACAUGCCCAAUGAAGUGUAGCGUUGAUCCACCAUUUACGUACGUGUACACACAUCAAAAAUUAGUACAUAACUACUACUUAUUAUUAUUAUUAUUGCUAUACCUCUUUAUAAUCUCAAAGCGGUUUACAACCUAUAUUGGAGCAUCAGAUAAAACAAUCCAGAACAAAACUUUCAGUAUACAGUGGUACCUUGGGUUAAGUAAUUAAUUCGUUCCGGAGGUCCGUUCUUAACCUGCAACUGUUCUUAACCUGAAGCACCACUUUAGCUAAUGGGGCCUCCUGCUGCCGCUGCACCGCCAGAGCACAAUUUCUGUUCUCAUCCUGAAGCAAAGUUCUUAACCUGAAGCACUAUUUCUGGGUUAGCGGAGUCUGUAACCUGAAGCAUAUGUAACCCGAGGUAACACUGUACAUUCAGAGCAACAUAAAUAACAGGAAACUAAAAUAUUACCUUAAAGAUUUCAAAAUAAAAUAUUACAAAAGAGGUCAACUACAGAAUGCACAUUUAGCCCAAACGUUAACAAAAUAAAUCACAAACAUUUCAAAAGGAAGCUUUACUAAAGUAAGUCAAAUAUAAAAUACACAUUUAAAACAGCAUAAUUAGCAAGAGAAUAAAAUAUUAUCCUAAGCCUAGAAGGUAUCUGCUGCUGCUGCUGCAAAUCCUGCCAAUGGUGGUUCCUGGCCGGGGGGGGGGGGGGCGGCUGUGGUCACUAAGGCUCAGUGACCUGGGUCUGCACUAAGAGACAGCCAAGACUAUGCCAUUUAUUAGGAUCAGCACGGUUCUAAUGCUGUGCGGACUUCCCUGAAAGUAAGCUCCACUAAACUCUGUGGCACUCACAUCUGACUGCAUAGGUUCAACCUGUAAAAUACGCUGAGCUUUAACAAAAGAUCUUAAUCCAGCUGAAAUGCACCCUUUAGCUUUUAGUUAGAAAUGCUAGCAAUCUUGCAAAGACGAAAACCGCUAGCAUGAAGUAGGAACCCUAUCGAAGAAAAGGAAAAGAGUCGCCAGCCUCUGCUUGAUUAUUUUCCUUGUUCUCACUUCAUUAGCUUGGCAGAUCAAGGAGCAGUGGCGUAGCGGGGGGGUGCAGGGGGGGCCGGGCGCAACAUCUGGGGGGGGCGCUCGCACUCGCAGCUCUCUGCCCCUACCGGGUUAGGGGGCUCAAAUUACUUGCCUUGCCCCGGGUGCUGACAACCCACGCUACGCCACUGUCAAGGAGCCUUUUGUUCUGAAAGGAGUCUUGGAGCUUGGCUUCCCACACUCCCCUUCCUUUAUACCACUGGCUAAGACACCUUUAGAAAAACAGUUUUGCACGCAGGAAUCUUGAUACAGUGGAACCUCGGUUGUCGAACGUAAUCCGUUCCGGAAGACCGUUCGACUUCCGAAACUUUUGACAGCCAAGGCGCAAUGGAUGGUUAGGAAUUUCAAUGGAGAAAAUUGAGAAGUGCGCCUCAGAAGCCGUUCAACUUCCAAGGUGUGUUCGAAAACAGACACAAUUACUGUAUUUUUCGCUCUAUAAGACACACUUUUCACCUCCUAAAAAGUAAGGGGAAAUGUGUGUGCGUCUUAUAGUGCGAAUGCAGGCGGGAGGCUCUGCUCAGCGCUCCCUUUAAAGAGCUGCACACACACUCCGUGUGCUCUUUAAAGGGAGCGUGGCUCUUGGGGGAGCCUUCUGCCUUAGCCGCGCACAGCCUCUCCCGGGCAGGGGGAGCCUUCAUCCCGCUGCCUGGGAGAGGCUUCGCGUGGCUAUCCCAGAAGCCAGGACAGCAAGAGGCUAUCCCAGAAUCCAGAUCCCUCUUGCUGUUCUGGCUUCUGGGAUUCAGAAUAUUUUUUUUUCUUGUUUCCCUCCUCCAAAAACUAGGUGCGUCUUAUGGUCUGGUGCGUCUUAUGGAGCGAAAAAUACGUCUUAUAGAGAGAAAAAUACGGUACUUCCAGGUUUUCAGUGUUCAGAAACUGAAAAGUUCAGCUUCCAAGACACUCGAAAACCAAGGUUCCACUGUAUGUUGACUUGUAAUAACUUGGUCAACUCCGAACUCUUACAGACUUCAAGGAUAAUAGAUUCUGGGAUAUGAUUCAGGGAGUUGGCAGAAAUCACUCCCGUGCAUGAAGGGAGAAGCCACUUACGAUCUGAGGUGCUGAUAUGAACUUAUAUAUGUAGCACCGAAUUCACAGCUCUUAACUGAGGCGAUGAGAGGGAAGGGGUUGCAGGAUACACACGACCUUUCGAAUGUCAGCGAGAUAAAAAGUUAAUGGUCACAGAAGGUCCAGACAUUUAUAUUUACUCGCACGAUACACUGUCUGGAAAAACAGUGGAAACGGCUUUUUUUUUAAUAAUCCAGCUCUCUCAGACAACGUAACUGCAACUUAUGAAAGUAAGCUUCUCUUCUGAAAAGAAUCAGGGCAAAUUCUGAACACAUUUCUCUCGCCUGUUCAUGCAUUUGGUUACAGGCAGCCAAUGCUAAGUUUAAGGAUUGCAUCCAUAAAUAGCUUGUGGUGAAAUGGAGAAUAAAUAUGUGGUGUGGUGUUUGGUUGUUUUUUUAAGAAGAAGCCUGGGUUCUUCAUUCAUCUUAAAGCAAUAAUACAGAAAAAAGUAAAAUGUGAAAAACUUGUAUUUGCUGGGGAAGAGCUGGCAAAUUCCUAAGCAUAUUCCUUAAAAUAAAAUAAAAACACCUCCCACCAUAUCCAUGGAAAUAAAUUCAGCUCAAUUAAAGCAGGACUUGCUUCCAAGUAGGAGUUGCCAGCUGAGCCCAAAGCACUGGCCUGCUGCUCUGUGUUUUAACAUCAGCUUGAUCCACAAUUAUUAUUAAUUUUUGUAGUAUGAGCAUAGGUGUUAUCACCUGCUAAGAAGGCAGAGCAUAAGUUUGUUCAAAACAGAGGAGCAACGUCCAGAAAAAAUGUUGGCAAUCCUAAUUUCCAAACACUUCUUUAUCGCCCAAUCCUAUGCAUGUUUACAGUGGUGCAAAUGAAAUUCAUUCCCAAGCAAGUCUCAUUGAACUCAGUUGCACUUCCUUCCGAAUAAAAAUGUUUAGGACUGGGAUAUAAACUAAAGAAGCAUCCAUGGACAGCUCUUUCCCAUACUCUUACUUCCUGUUGCUUGGGGAAUGUGCCAAGCUAUUUUUAUGUUUGUGUAUGUAUUCCUUUUGAUAGCAACACACCAGCUAGGACUGUGUGAUCCUGUAGACUAAUGGUUGCUUCAUCUGAGUAAUCCAAAGGCCCCAAAUGCUCAAAAGUUCGCCUUAGCAAUCUCGCAUUUCAGCUAUGCUUUAAAAGUGAUGUCGGGAACCAUAAGCAUCAAUGUAAGCUGCAAGCAAGAUGUUAUAAACUUGGGUCUUCAAAGUGGAUCUGUGGAUUUAUCAAGCUGAAAUCAGAGGCUGGGACCUCUAAAGAGCAUUUCUGCCAGAGGGUAAGUGACUGAAGAGCUUCCAUAGCCGCCGCCCCCCCAAAAAAAUACAGAUAUCUGAUGACGUGAGCACAUAUGAAGCCAGUUACUCAACAGUUUGACAUCAUUGGGGGGUGAGGUAAAGGCAGACGACAGCUAUUACACUGAAUUACGUUCCUGUUUACUUUCGCUGUCUUUGGGAUCUUUUUUAUGUCAUCAUGUGGAGCUGUUGUUGUUCCAUGUUAGUAGUCGCCCUUCAUUUCCUAAGGGGACAACAGGCAGAGUUGCUGUCGCCGCUUACUUAUUGCCAUCUGUGCAGAUCCUCCCAGAGCAGUGAUCCCUAAAGCUUGAUCUUUGGAAAGAAGCCAAUGUCCACCCGCUGGGCCUCUUACUGGGUUUUGACGCUGACUCUCCCUGCCUUUAAACAGCUACAACUUGAGAUUCUCAGAUUUGACCUGGGAUGGGGGGAGGGGGUGGAGUUUCGUGUCUGGACAGAUUUUCUUGGAACCUAGUUGGUGGGAAAUGCUGUGCCAGUGAGCAGAGGUAUCAUUUUCUUGCAAUUGCAUUCAGAUCCUGCAACUGCCACCUCCUUAGAAGGCGUUGUUGAGAGUCAUGAUGGCUCAAACCCAACGGUCCUCAAAAGCACUCAUUCGCUUGCCACUGGCAAGUGGAUUUUCUAACAUAGUGAGGACAGGGUCAAGAAAAGCCCACAUCCUUCUCAGAGACACUCAGAAAUUAAUAAAACUUCUCCCUGCUUUCUGGCAGUCUCCAAGUCUCACGGUAACAGGCAUGAGUCUUCAUCCAAUUCAGUGAUGGCAAGAAGGGCAGGAUAAUUUCAACCCAGUAAUCCUGGGACUUGAGGUACCAACUCACAUCCAAGUAGAACCUGCUGUUCCUUCUGCUGGAGGUGAUGUGCAAAUCAUUUGCUAACUCUUCAUUGGAGUUUGUUGUGGAGAGUUUUUGGCAGGGGUGGAGUUACAAUUGUUGCUUUUCUUAAAUCGCCAAGUCCGUUGGCAGAUCAACCGUGGGAUAAGCUUUGCAACACUCAUGAAAUGUCAUUAGAAACCAUGAGAUUAGAGAAACUUGUUUCUGAGUCAUUAGAAAAGGGAUGGAGAUGCUGUGGCCCUUGAUAUGUUGUUAGACUCCGGCUCCCAUCAUCCCCAGCCAGAAUGGCCAAUGGACAGGUUUGCCAUUUCUUGCUUCAACACAUCUUUCUAUCAUGUUGAUUAGCUUCGUUUUGCGUCCACAAGGACAAAUAACUAUCUCUAUUUAAUUACAAAAAAAACAUGACUAUGGUUUCCACAAGUCUUUCUCACUUACUUUAUGAUUUUGACCACAACGUGUGCAACUUUAGAUAAUGGAUGACCCAGCCUUUUACCUCUGGCGUGGCGUGAAAUGCAGAAUAAAUUCUGAAGUGGCUGUAUUUGUCAGUUCUGUUUGUUGGGGUCAGUUGAGUUGCCAAGGACAAGUGGAGAGCCCCCUGAAACCUCAGCUGCAACCUUCUCUGCAAUUGGCAAUUGGAGAGGAGGACAAAGACUGACUGUACAGAAAAAGAACCUGAUGUUCAUGGGCUCUCGAGGUCAAUGCUCCCAAGCCUUUGACUGCUCUUUGCAACACCAUUGAGCAAACAGACUCUGAGAGCAACAGCAUGUUUUCCUCUCCCUCUCCCUUGAAGAGGCAUUUGAUAGCAAACCUAGCAGCUUGGACUGAAUCGCCGGGGAGGCCAGCUGCUUGUAAGCAUUUGGUGUGUGCAUCUGGCAGGUGGGUGGUGGGCAGUUUCUCCCUGCAAACUGGAGACUUCCAAUUUCCGUUUUGAGCAUCUGAUUUGUUUCAGGGUGGUUUGAGCCGUGUGGGUUGCUUACUCCACUGCUAGCAGCAGCACAGUGACAGGGUAGCACCCAUUCCAUCAGAACCAGAAGAAAAUGAGACUAGGUGCACAAUUUGGAAAGUAUUCAUAAAAGCAGCAAAUCCUAUGUGUUUUGAGCUGAAACAAGCUCUCCAGCAGUGAGCAUUGAGUAUUAAACAGAAGCUUCUUUCAAACUAAAUGUUUCGUUCUACCUUGAAAUAUGCUAGGUUUCCCACUAUGAUUUUAUUUUUGCAUUUAUUGUUCACUUUCUGUGGUGUCAUUGGGUGUAAACCCGUAAAAUAACCAUUUGGAAGCAAAGUCCUUGCCUGAAAAUGACCCUUAAACUAGACUGGGGCACUUAAAGUGUGACAAGGGUGGAAGCAAAUUUGCAAUUGCAAUGCAGGCUGCCCAUUUUGGGCGAAAUUUUUCCACCCUGGAGGGGGUUUUACGUUUUGAUGGGCAGGAACUGUUCAUACCUCCAUCACUUCCACUUAGAGCACCUACUUUCAUGCUUCCUCCUAGUCAAUUUUUCCUUAGAGGAGACACUAUUUGUGUGGCUUAGGAAGACUUUCCUUGAGUGCAAAUCACCUUAAUAACAUUAAAAAAAAAAAAAUCCAGCUUGCCAAAACAUAAUGUCUUUUCUACAUCAGAACGUAAGUAAAAUUAGGUCAUUUGAAAAAUUGAAAAGACAGUUGUGUAGCAAAAGAACUGCAAUGAAACACAGCAUUAGCUUAUUUAAGACUGUGUCAUAAGCUGAUGAGAAUGCAGGUGGUUUCUGAUUUCUGAAUAGCUUUUACGUGGCUGCCAUUUGAGGUUAAACAGAAAUGUUAUGGGUAAGAAGUGUAACUGUGCACAUCUCUGCAGAUAACCAUGCAGCAAUAUAGCAUAGAAAUUGAUGAGGGGUUGGCUGAACGUGUGAGCCAAAUGUUUUGUUUGAGGUAGUAACAGGUGGCACUGUUUUGUUGCGUUAUUCCUCUCUGUGGUGCUGCACUGGAUAGUUCAGUUGGCUGGAGUGUGGUGCUGAUAACGCCAAGGUUGCAGGUUCGAUCCCAGUCUGGGAGAGCUGCAUAUUCCUGCAUUGCAGAGGGUUCAACUAGAUGAUCCUCAGGGACCCUUCCAGCUCCAGAAUUCUAUGAUUCUAUGUUUAACCAGGUUGCAGUCAUCAACUGAAGUGCAAUAUAUAUGUGAAUCAGCCUAAAUAUUUCAGGGCCAACUCUAUGAGGCAACAGGGAAGAGUGAUCUGUUUCGGCAUGCUGGGAGUGAGAGAUCAAAUAGAUGAAGCUAGGAAUUUGGUGUUUGAAUGCUGCAGAGUGAGCCCUAGUGAUAGAACAGGGGGAGCAUUUGGGCUCCACUUCAGGCAGUAGAAUUUCUUAAUCUGGGUCAAAAGGCCACAAAACAGAGCACUACAGGAAUAAAUGAUCUGUAUAAACAAUUGUAGGCCCAUAUUUCUAACAUCGACAGUGGAAUUUGCUGCCAAGGAGUGUGGUGAAGACUCCUUCUUUGGAGGUCUUUAAGCAGAGGCUUGACAACCAUAUGUCAGGAGUGCUCUGAUGGUGUUUCCUGCUUGGCAGGGGGUUGGACUCGAUGGCCCUUGAGGUCUCUUCCAACUCUAUGAUUCUAUGAUUAAACAACUGCAAACUGGUUCCACACUGCCACCUCCGAACCCUGAAGGCACUUGAUUAAAUUAGUGGUUGAAACAUUCCAUCCAGGAGUUUGACAAGCCUUAUCAGGAACCUCAGCUGGUUCCUUGAGCCACCUCCUCUCUGAUUCCGUUUUGCCAUGGCUGUUAACAUUGUAAUUGAGAAGCCAGAAACACCCCAAAUAUUCAAAAAUUGGCCCUAGAGAAGCCAUAAAUUAACUUGCAAGGAAAUACGACAAAGGGAGUGAAAACCAAUAAAAGAGCAGCACAGAAACAAAGCCAUUGACUGACUUUGAAUGGUUGCCAAAGAGAAGUUCUGUACUUUUUAAAACGGCAUCAAUCCAGACAAAGCUCAGGGUCCACCAUGCACUGCCUGGUUCUCUGUAGCAAUCAAAGCACAAACCUGCGACAAACUCAUUUCUGUAUCAUUAUAUGCCCGUGGACAUUUUAUAAAAACAAAUCUGAAACUGGGGUGGUUGUUGUUUUUACAACUGCUCAUUCAGUCAGAUGGUCCAGAUUAUACUUCAGAAUUAUUUUGGACCUCCCUUCUCUUGGAAUAAAAUUCGCUAUGCGUCCCAUUAUGCUCACAAAUCAUGUUUGCAUAAGCCUGCAUAAAUGUUUUGGGUUAUUAGUUAGAAGCGACAGCCUCAUUUUGCAAAUAACAAAAUUUGCAGGAUUUUGGAGAGGGGUAUUAGGAUGAUAGAGGAAUUCUGGAGAGGGAGUUUAGGGAAGAUAAAGGCAUCAAGUUUGGCUCGCUCUAAUUAGGCCAAAAUCAGUAAACCAGAAAUUCAGCAGUUGCUGUGCUUGGAUCUGCCAAGUCCCAGCUUCUGCCAAUGUUAAAUGUUGGAACAACUUUUCAGAGUGUUUUCAUUUCAAUCGGCAUAGAGGAGGGGAGUUCAUAAAAUUGACACCGAAAAAUAUAGGAGGGAUGGACUCAGGCAACUAAAUACAUUAAGCACUCUGAUCAUAGAGAAGCAGCAGUCAGCUCUCCAGCAGCUAUGAUCUUGAAGACUUUCCCCCCAUUUUUGGUUUUUCCAUCUGUUUCUAUGGAAACACUGAGACGGAAGAGACGUCCUGCCAGGAAAAGUAAAGUUGGAACCCUUGUAAAAAUACAAAAAACAUCCUCUUGCUAGGGAAGCAGAAAUUAGCAUUUGCCAUUCUCCUUGCCAAUAACACCUACAAGAGUUGGGGUCCAAAAGGCCUGCGGGGAUUCCCGCCCCCCAUUAGUAAAGUGCUGUGAACACAAAGACAAGAGACCUGCCAAAACUGGAACGGCAAUCCAUCACUCUUCUCUUUAAAAGGAAGCAGGCCACUUAGGGCCGAUUUAAACUCUCAUCAGAAUCCAGUGGUAAAAGCUUUUCCUGGACCGUGUUCUUUUAGGUUGCAAUGGGCAAAUGCCUGUUUGACUGCUCCCCUAUGCUUGUAUAUUUAUUGUUUAAAUUUACAGUAUAUCCUGCCUUUCCAUGUCUCCAUGCUCAAGGCAGCUAACGGCAUUGAAUGCAACACAAAUCCAAAUCAGUAUAUAGGGCAACCAAGUUAAAAACCAAAACCAAAAAGAGCUUAGUUCCAUGUAAUUGUCUAAAUAAAAAGGUCUCCAUCUGUUGCCAGAAGACCAUCAGAGAGUGGGGCUAAAUAGGCCCUCCUAGGAAGGGAGUGCUUUUGAAUUAUGGUGCUGGAGGAGACUCUUGAGAGUCCCAUGGACUGCAAGAAGAUCAAACCUAUCCAUUCUGCAGGAAAUCAGCCCUGAGUGCUCACUGGAAGGACAGAUCCUGAAGCUGAGGCUCCAAUACUUUGGCCACCUCAUGAGAAGAGAAGACUCCCUGGAAAAGAUGUUAGGAAAGAUGGAGGACACAAGGAGAAGGGGACGACAGAGGACAAGAUGGUUGGAUGGUGUUCUCGAAGCUACCAGCAUGAGUUUGACCAAAUUGCGGGAGGCAGUGGAAGACAGGAGUGCCUGGCGUGCUCUGAUCCAUGGGGUCACGAAGAGUCGGACACGACUAAACGACUAAACAACAACAAAGGAAGGGAGUACCAGAGCUCAAGCAAAGCCACUCAAAUGACCCUGCCAGUCACACUUCAAAUGUUACUGGAACUGUGGGAAAGGUGCCCUCCAAAGACCUUAAAAUACAGGCACAGUUUGUAUGCAAGGAGACAAAAACUAGCAGACAAUGGAGAAAGCUGAUCUGAACUCAUCUCCAUGACAUGCUAGCUUUCUGUUUGCAGGGAGGACUCUUCUCCCCCUCCCCCACUGCCACACACCCUGUCCUGCUUGGAUAUUGGGUAUCAUUCAUCCACUACCUACAGCUCCUAAUUCUACAGUCCAUCUGUAUAAAACUCUUUUACCAUCUGAUUCUGUUAACUGUGUAAAGCCAUCUUUUGCGCAAAUCUUGCUCGGUUACUAUUAUUCACCAUUUUUAUUUACUAAAAGAAUUGCAUGUGAAUGUACAGUUCCAUAGUCAUCAUCCCAUUGGGGGGAAAUGUGUUUGUAUGCAACUUGCAUAGAUCUUAAGACAACAAAUUACAAGCUCCAUUCUGAAUAACAGAAUGGGGCUGAAUAAAUGAAUUGGGGUGGGACCAUGUGCAUGAUCACUUAUGCCAUUGAGAGAACUGAGAGCGCUUUCUUUACAUUGGAAAGCUUAGUAGUAAAGUAAAUGGUAAAAGGUGCUGGGCUGACACUGGAUGAAAAUCCUCUCUCCACAGCUGUCAGCAAAAAGAAUGAUUACAUUUGGUCAUACCCUUCCCUGGCUGAAUACACAGCUGAUCAGCUGAGCUGGGUUUUAUUUGGUUUAUUAGUCUUACAAAUUCUACAGUUACCUGAACAUCUGAUCUAUUGGCUCUCCAUUCUGGCAGUGCACUUGGGAGAGAAUGUAGUGUUCCCUUGCCUACGUUGGGCAAUCCAGCAUUCCUGCUUUUGGCUAGCCGCACAAAACCCCCAGCAUAAACAAAGAAAAUGGUUAACAAGCACAGGUAGUGAUGCCCCCGCUUUUUCUGGGUCCUCUAGAGGCUUGCCAGUGCAGAUGUACAUGCAGCUGGCCUUAAUUGCUAUGUUCAAAAGAUUAUGCUCUGCAAAUAUUAGACGAGAAGCAGAUUCAGGUGUUUGCCCGUGUUUUCGUGAGCAGUCAGCUCAGUUUAUGAGAGCCUUUUUGCUCCGCUUCUGUGCGUGAGGCUCUUCCCACAUGCACACAAUGUGGUAAUGUAAUGCACUGCACAACAGGCUGCAGUUGUGUGUUGUGCUGCUGCUCAGUGGGGAAAGUUCCCUGCAGGUUUUGCUUUAUUUGUUCUUUGAAACGGGUGGAGAGCCUCUGGCCCACUAGGCUCUCAUAUCCUGCCCAUAGCCCUCUCUCCUAAGAUGUGGCUAGAAUAAUCACCUGUAGUGUGCCUGCUUUCUCUCUUUUUAAAAAAGAAACCUCACAAGUCAAGUACAUGGAAGUUAGCAUUUUCUCAUACCACACUAUCUGCAGUCUAAAGUGAUGCCACUUUAGUCUACUUGGAGGAAUAUUGUCAGGAGCAGGUCAGUAAUAAGUCACAUGGUGUCUGAAGUUAACUCUUUAUUCAAGGAAGCAAGGUCAGCUCAGGAGGCCACACCUAGUGAGCAUAGCAACUCAUCCCAGCAGGUCUUGCCCCAGUGAGGCAGUUGCGAGGACUGAAGGUCCCCACCACUCUCCAAAACUCCUUCUUCCCCUGGUCCUUCCGCAGGAACCUGAGGCUCCUUUGUCUUGCCUCUCUUUGCUCCACCGUCUUCAUUCCUCUUUGUGUUGGGAGGAGCUGGUCACAGCAGCAGGAGGAGACCCCUUGGCUUCUUCACCAGCCUGACUCAUCUCUGCCUCUUGGCCCACCUCUCCAGCCUCCUCUUCUGCCUCUGGUUCUGGACUGCUCUCUGCUACACUCUUCCUGCUCGCUAAACCCUGUUACCGCUUUGGCUUCUGACAUCUCCCCCUCCCAGUCUUCUCCCUCUGACCACUCAUUGUUGUCCCACCACCAAACCCUGGGCUCUGAGCCUUUUUCCAUUGGGCAUUCAGCUGGUGCCUCCCACCACUUCUCGGUAUCCAGCCACUUCAUGAUAAAUAUGCACUCAGAACUCUGACCCCCCUUUUUUUUUUGAGAAGAGAAUUUGAGAUUUGUGCAAGUUUGUUUAUUUUUGCAUUUAUAUCCCACUUUUUUCUCCAAUGAGCUCAAGGUGAUCUACAUGGCUCUCUCCCUCCCCAAUUGAUCCCCCACAACAACUCUGUGAUGUAAGUUGGGUUGAGAGAUACUGGCCGGCCCAAGGUCACCCAAUGAGCUUUAUGGUGGGGGGUGGGAUUUGAACCCUGGCCUCAGGUCUCAAUACCCUGGUCCUUCUCCACUGUUCCUCUAAGCAAUACAGAUGACAGCAGUCAGAAGAACAACUAUAGCAGUUAUUUUAAGUAAUAGCAGUGCACUAAAGUCAUUGAGAAAGUGGCAAGGAACCGUGGGAAAAUGCAGCACGGGAGAACUUUGGAUUCUCCUUUUGAAGAGAUCGAUUAAACAAUGCAGCUAAACAGUACAGUUGUACCUCGGAAGUCAAACAGAAUCUGUUCUGGAAGUCCGUUCAACUUCCAAAAUGUUCAGAAACCAAGGCAUGGCUUCCAAUUGGCUGCAGGAAGCUCCCGCAGCCAAUCGGAAGCAACAUCAGAUGUUCGGGUUCCAAAGAACAUUCGCAAACCGGAACGUUUGCGACAUUCUGGGUUUGUGACAUUCGGAAGCCAAAACGUUAAACUCGCAUGGUGUUUCAGAACCAAGGUACAGCUGUAUUUGAAAUGGUAUGAGGCACUUGCUGCCAUGAGACCAAAAAAGAGAGACUUUGAUAAGGAUGCAGCCGAAGCACAAAUAGAUGCUGAAGAACUCACAAUAUAAUUCAAGUGGAGGUGCUUUUUCUUUAAGAAUCAGCACUGAGUUGCAGGCCUUGAUCUCUCAUUCUGAAUAAUUACUGUGUUUUUAAAGAGCCAAAUCUUUGUCACAUUUAUUUUAAAAAAUACAGUGCAUUAGUGGAGUGUAAUAAUUUCACUGCAGAAAUAAUUACUAGCUAUUAUGGUAUUGUUUGACAGAUGCUGCAUUCAAUUUAAAUACAAGUAUCUAGGAUUUGACAAUCAAUUUCUUGUUAUGAAGCUAAAUGACUUCUGUAUAGGCAUGUUAGCAACAAACAUUAUUUUUUUGCCUGCUCGUGUAAUUCAUAGGCUGCUGUUGACAUUUCUGGGUACUAAAGGAGCAGAAUGCUUCCUUGCAGAGAAAACCAGUCUUGCCUUAACAAUGGGCUGUAACUCUUCCCUCGUGAUGAAUAGCCCAGUCCAAAACCCAAUCGUUUUAUUGUGCAUCUUGGGCCAGGUCAGUCACUCUGCAAAAAUAGGAUUCCCAAGGAGACAGCCCUGUUGAAAAGAUUCCUCAUAAAAGCCACUAGACUUUGAAAACUAGCUCGUGGUUGAUUUGUGUUAGUAGCCUUCUUCAGGCAUUCUUCUUCAGCGCUGAGACAUCAAGGGAGGGGUGAGCUGUGGGGAUGAGCGAGCCAGCUCUGUGUCCUUGUCCCUCCCCAUCCUCCUUGACCUCAGCAAGUUGGAGGAUUAAACUCCUGAAGGAGGAAAGAGACUCCUGUAGAUGAAGGCUCCCUGCAAUUCUUAGAACCCAAGUUUUCCAGGGUUCUAAAGCACACAGAACCUCCAGCAGUACAGGUGGCUCCCCUAACAAGUUCAUCCCUGAAUUCAAAGCAAGUAAUAGAAAUGUGGCAAAGGGGUGAAGCUACCACCGUGCCCACCCCACCCCUUGUGUGUUUUAACAUCAUAGAUUGUCUGAAAGUGUUAUUGGGGGGGGCACGAGUUGUGCAGCCAUGUUUAUAUAUUCGAAAUUUUGUGCAAGGGCUUUGAAGUGGAGGGGAAGCGUUGACCUGUGUGAGCUGAGCAUGUGAGCUAAGCAAUGAGCAGGAAGGUAUGAAGGGAGCUUAUAAGUUUGCAUUUUCAGGGUUCUAAGCACAAGGCAGCAAGCACUAAAUUCACGUCCAAACCCCCUUUCUACAUUUCUGCUCAAUGCAGGAUGGUUGGGGAUGGAGAAGAUGAGCCAGAAGGCACAGCACCCCAUCUUCGGUUUAAACUCCCCUGUAUUCUUUUGAACAUGUGAACAGGGGCUCUGUUUGCAUAUUAAUGUGUAAAACAUACACAACAUUAAUUGCUCUGCUGCUGCUGAGCUGGUGUGAUAGUGACGAGUGUUGUUACUAGAAAAGCCCCUCAACAAUGAAGUAUACAUACAAGGAAGUCUCUCUUUUUCUGCCUAACCUAUUUUACCGAGUUGUGAUGCCAAAACACAACAGGGAAGCAGCUUCCACAUCAGUAAACAUUAAGUAUGAUUUGUGCUUUUGCUAGGCUGUUUUAGACUAAACACAACACAGAUGAUCAUCUUGUGCUUAUUCUUUGUGCUUUCAUCAUUCCCUUGUAAGAAAAACUGUGUGGGAAAAGUUACAGCGCAUUUUUAUUAUUAUUUUUAGGUCACCAUUGGUCAACUUUAUUCAACGGAGAAGUUAAUUAUCGAAUGCCCACAGAACGUCUGA